Messenger RNA from Coregonus sp. 'balchen', 51415 nucleotides. NCBI's taxonomy places the organism in Eukaryota, Metazoa, Chordata, Actinopteri, Salmoniformes, Salmonidae. The record is from the annotation of a GenBank genome assembly.
AUGGCUGAAUCCACAGACCCUAAUUCAGAUAAUAUGAACACCCAAGAGGGUCAGAUAAUGUAAGUAAUAACGUUACCUCUUCUUUAUUCUGUUGUAUUUUUCUCUGCCUACACAUAUUUCUCAGAUAUAGAAAUGCACAUUUGGUAUGCUGUGAGAAACCAUUUGGGUUGAUUGAAUGUUGAAACCAAUGUCUUCCUCUUCACCAUAUUGAGCACCACCUAACCCAAACCUGUACCUUACCCUAAACCGGGUUCGUAUUCUAACCCCAAUCAUGUCCCUUACCCUAAACCGGGUUUGUAUCCAAACCCUACCCUCCCCUUACACUGAUAUGUCACUGUUUCCCUUCCUUGAGCUCACCCCUUGCAUUGUUCAUGUUGUUGUUUAGUCUGUUUUUUCAAGGCCUGUUUUUUUUCUUUCUACAAGUGACUUUGAGACCUUGAAAAGCACUAUAUUAUAAGUCCCAUGUAGUAUUAUUAUUAAUUAUGUUCCAUCUAGAUCUCUUCAGGAGAUCAAGUACCCAGUUUGGAAACAUUGUAUUUUGUUUCUUCACCAGCUGCCUCUCUGGGGAUGAUGGCUCCACUUGCAUUCCCAUCACAUCCAACAAUGUUGAAAUUGUAGCCAGUCGAGACUCAAGCAUUGACAGCAAGGCCCGUGGCAGCAACAAGGUAAGACUUAGAGGAAUGAAGACCCAGUGCAGUCAAUUCUAUUUUUCUUGUGUUUUGUAUCAUAUUUGUGCAAUAGCUGAUGAAACUAACACUGUAAAAGUGUCUACAUGUUAAUGUUUUUAAAUUGUAAAGUAUUUUUGUCAGUAAUGUAUUUUUCAUUGUGUCGGACCCCAGUAAAACUAGCUGUUGCCAUUGGCGUCGGCUAAUGGGGAUUCUAAUAAAAAGAACAAAAAUGUACUCAUCAGACAGUACUAGCAACAUUUUUUGCUUGAAUGUUUUUGCUAAAUACAUUUUGAUAAUGUUUUCCCCCAUUUUAAAUGGAAAACAAUUACACUGAGUUACACUACAUGGCCAAAAGUAUGUGGACACCUGCUCGUCGAACAUCUCAUUCCAGAAUCAUGGGCAUUAAUAUGGAGUUGAUCCCCCCCUUUGCUGCUGUAACAGCCUCCAGUCUUCUGGGAAGGCUUUCCACUAGAUGUUGGAACAUUGCUGCGUGGACUUGCUUCCAUUCAACCACAAGAGCAUUAGUGAGGUCGGGCACUGAUGUUGGGCGAUUAGGCCUGGCUCGAUUAGACCAUUAUUCCUCCUCCACCAAACUUUACAGGUGGCACUAUGCAUUCGGGCAGGUAGCAUUCUCCUGGCAUCCGUCAAACCCAGAUUUGUCAAUCGGACUGCCAGAUGGUGAAGCGUGAUUCAUCAUUCCAGAGAACGUGUUUCCACUGCUCCAGAGUCCAAUGGCGGCGAGUUUGACACCACUCCAGCCGACGCUUGGCAUUGCGCAUGGUGAUCUUAGGCUUGUGUGCGGCUGCUCGGCCAUGGAAACCCAUUUCAUGAAGCUCCCGACGAACAUUUCUUGUGCUGACGUUGCUUCCAGAGGCAGUUUGGAACUCGAUCAUGAGUGUUGCAACCGAGGAGAGACCAUUAUUACGCGCUACACGUUUCAGCACUCGGCAGUCCCGUUCUGUGAGCUUGUGUGGCCUACCACUUCACGGCUGAGCCGUUGUUGCUCCUAGACGUUUCCACUUCACAAUAAUAGCACUUAGUUGACCGGUGCAGCUCUAGCAGGGCAGAAAUAUGACUAACUGACUUGUUGUAAAGGCGGCAUCCUAUGACAGUGCCACGUUGAAAGUCACUGAGUUCUUCAGUAAGGCCAAUGUUUGUCUAUGGAGUUUGCAUGGCUGUGUGCUCAAUUUUAUACACCUGUCAACAACGGGUGUGGCUGAAAUUGCCGAAUCCACUAAUUUGAGGGGGUGUCCACAUACCCUUGGCUUAGUGUACUUAAUUGUUAGAGAAAUUAUUUAUUAUGGAGAUAAAAACGGCUGCACUGGGCAUUUUAACAUUUUGUUUUCCCUUUUCUGUCCUUGAGAACAUGGAAAGGCCCCUGGCAGAAACACCAGGGUGACUACACCAACAUUCACAGACGAAAACAAUGGAAAGCUAGUUAUUUUAGGCAAAGGGUGGCUGUAUCUCAAGUCCUGAUAUCGCUAGGUAGCUAAGCAAUUAAUUACAGAGCAGUCUACUGUGUUGAGCUUACUACCAUUGUUUGGAUAUCUGUCCUCAUGUUAACCUAAUGCAAUAUUUUCUUGACUCGUCGAUGUUGCUCUCUGUAGGUAUAUGGGUCCCUAAUCUUUACUCUUUCUCCUGUUCCAUGCAGGUAAAAAUCCAGCCUGUCGCCAAGUACGACUGGGAGCACAAGCAUUACUACGGCAACCUGAUAGCAGUCUCUAACUCAUACCUGGCAUAUGCCAUCCGAGGUGAGUGUAGAACCAUGGAUUAGCAAUUAUUUUGACAAAUUUGUGAGUCCUUUCCAGGCCAAUGUCUGUGAUAUUCUGGAAGUCUAGUUGAAUAUUUAUUUGGCUGAACCAGGCAGUGCAGCGAUGGAUUGCUGCAAUGUCAGCAGCAAAUUUACCCCAAAUCAGUUUUGCCUCAUAAUUUAAGCACUUGCUCUGGUGAAAGAAAAUCAAGAUUGAUAACACAAAUAGCUUACUCUGACCGUAUGUCCCCAUUCAGAUUUGAAUGCCUUGGAAACCACAAACGCCUCCUUUUGAUUGACAAAAUAUACACUAUAUAUACAAAGGUAUGUGGACACCCCUUCAAAUUAGUGGAUUUGGCUAUUUCAGCCACACACGUUGCUGACAGGUAAACAAAAUCGAGCACACAGCCAUGCAAUCUCCAUAGACAAACAUUGGCAGUAGAAUGGCCCGUACUGAAGAGCUCAGUGACUUUCAACGUGGCACCGUCAUAGGAUGCCACCUUUCCAACAAGUCAGUUAAUGAAAUUUCUGCCCUGCUAGAGCUGCCCCGGUCAACUGUAAGUGCUGUUUUUGUGAAGUGGAAACAUCUAGGAGCAACAACGUCACAGCCGCAAAGUGGUAGGCCACACAAGCUCACAGAACGGGACUGCCGAGUGCUGAAGCACGUAGCGCAUAAAAUCGUCUGUCCUCGGUUGCAACGCUCACUACCAAGUUCCAAACUACCUCUGGAAGCAACGUCAGCACAAUAACUGUUUGUCGGGAGCUUCAUGAAAUGGGUUUCCAUGGCUGAGCAGCAGCACACAAGCCUAAGAUCACCAUGCGCAAUGUCAAGCGUCGGCUGUAGUGGUGUAAAGCUCGCCGCCAUUGGACUCAGGAGCAGUGGAAAUGGGUUCUCUGGGGUGAUGAAUCACGCUUCACCAUCUGGCAGUCCGAUGGACGAAUCUGGGUUUGGCGGAUGCUAGGAGAACGCUACCUGUCCGACUGCAUAUUACGAACUGUAAAGUUUGGAAGAGGAAUAAUGGUCUGGAGCUGUUUUUCAUGGUUCUGGCUAGGCUCCUUACUUCUAGUGAAGGGAAAUCUUAACGCUACAGCAUACAAUGACAUUCUAGACGAUUCUGUGCUUCCAACUUUGUGGCAACAGUUUGGGGAAGGCCCUUUCCUGUUUCAACAUGACAAUUCCCCCGUGCACACAGCGAAGUCCGUACAGAAAUGGUUUGUCGAGAUCAUGUGGAAGAACUUGACUGGCCUGCGCAGAGAACUGACCUCAACCCCAUCAACCACCUUUUGGAUGAAUUGGAACCAGGCCUAAUCGCCCAACGUCAGUGGCCGACCUCACUAUUGCUCUUGGGGCUGAAUGGACGCAAGUCCCCGCAGCAAUUUUCCAACAUCUAGUGGAAAGCCUUCUGAGAAGAGUGGAGACUGUUAUAAUAGCAAAGGGGGGACCAACUCCACAUUAAUGCUCAUGAUUUUUGACAACCAGGUGUCCACAAACUUUUGGUCAUAUAGUGUAGCUUUCUGCUAGCCAAAAAAGCAGCAAAAAAGAUGCAUGGUGUUGUUGCCAAGUUUACAUGAACAUGUACUUUUUUGUUUGAUUAACAGUGGAGACUGAACUCUUUUUAAAUAUUUUUUCUGCAUUUGGCUGUGUGAGUUAGGGUUGGGCUAUGUCCUAUCGCGAUUAUGUACCCAUAAAACAUUGAUAUACGAUGCGAUUGCCCCUAUUGGCCACCUCACACGCAUGUUUUUUGUUAAAAAAUAAAGACAGUUAGCCUAUAGCGUGAAAUCGAAUGCAACAUCAUGACGAAAGAUAAUGUUGUGGAAAGCCUGGGCAGAGGUUAAGUGCAGGUAAUGGCAAGUCUUUUCUAAUAUUCCUUUCUGGUGGAGGAACAUAACCUGUGUGUGUGUCUUUGUUGCGCACACAUGAUUGAGCAGUCAUUGUCUGAUAAUGUAAGUAAUAGUGUGCAGUGUGAUUGCGAUUGCAUCGUCUGUGGAUCUAUUGGGGCGGUAAGCAAAUUGAAGUGGGUCUAGGGUGACAGGUAAGGUAGAGGUGAUAUGAUCCUUCACUAGUCUCUCAAAGCACUUCAUGAUGACAGAAGUGAGUGCUACGGGGCAAUAGUCAUUUAGUUCAGUUACCUUUUGCUUUCUUGGGUACAGGAACAAUGAUGUCCAUCUUGAAUCAUGUGGGGACAGCAGACUGGGAUAGGGAGAGAUUGAAUAUGUCCAUAAACACACCAGCCAGCUGGUCUGCGCAUGCUCUGAGGACGAGGCUAGGGAUGCUGUCUGGGCCGGCAGUCUUGCAGGGGUUAACCUGUUUAAAUGUCUCACUCACGUCGGCUACGGAGAAGGAGCCCACAGUCCUUGGUAGUGGGCUGCGUCGGUGGCACUGUGUUAUCCUCAAAGCGGGCGAAGAAGGUGUUUAGCUUGUCUGGAAGCGAGACAUCGGUGUCGGCGACGUGGCUGGUUUUCGUUUUGUAGUCCGUGAUUGUCUGUAGACUCUGCCACAUACGUCUUGUGUCUGAGCCAUUGAAUUGCGACUCCACUUUGUCUCUAUACUGAUGUUUUGCCAGUUUAAUUGCCCUGCGAGGUGAGUAGCUACACUGUUUGUAUUCUGCCAUAUUCCCAGUCACCUUGCAAUGGUUAAAUGCGGUGGUUUGCGCUUUGAAUUUUGCAUAAAUGCUGCCAUCUAUCCACGGUUUCUGAUUAGUGUAGGUUUUAAUAGUCACAGUGGGCACAACAUCUCCUAUACACUUCCUGAUAAACUCAGUCAACGUUUCAAUGUAUUCGCAAGCUACCCGGAACAUAUCCCAGUCCGCGUGAUCAAAACAAUCUUUAGUCAGACCAGCGUUGAAUAGUCCUUAGCACGGGUACAGGUGUGCCAAGCUUGUAUCAUCAUACCCAAGAAGACUCAAGGCUGUAAUCUCUGCCAAAGGUGCUUCAACAAAGUACUGAGUAAAGUGUCUGAAUACUUAUGUACAUGUGCUUUCUUUAAUACAUUUUCAAAAAUUUCAAUAAACCUGUUUUAGCUUUGUCUUUAUAGGGUAUUGUGCAGGGGCGGCCUGUUCAAUAGGGCGAUAUGGGCGACGCACUGCCAAACGGGAAAAGGAAGGGAUUUUUUUUCUAAUCAAUUAUAUCACGGCAACAGUAGUUAUCAGUGUUGUAAUCUAUACGUCUGAUCUGCCACAGUGCCACACUGCCACUAAAUGUCGAAUCAGGCUAAAGUCGUGCUUCAAAUGGCUCCCCCCCCUUUUGGGGCGAUUUCAGUCAGAUUGAAAAUCGCCCAGAAGUCUGUCAUAGACUCCCAUGUAAAAUCUAUUUUUUUCAAAUUUCAGAGCCUUCAAUACAAUCUCAAUGGGUGUCUGUGGGCUUGCACUUACGCGCUUUCGUCAUACGUUACGUAACCAUGAACGUAACUGAGAAAAGAGUGGAUUGUUUGAAAGAAGUUCCUUUUUGUCGGCGAACAAAUGAAGAUAAAUUGGCAACGAAACAAUUAGGACCUCACAGACCAAAUUUAAUAAUUCAACAGGUUUCUACUAAAGGCGGAAAGUCCUACACCCGAGGAUUUUCCAAAAAUUAGUACGAACGAAAAAAGACAUUGCCACUCACUCAACUGGAUGACGAGGGAUACAGGCUAGCUGUCCGCCGCCACAACGAUGAGGUUAGUGUUGAUAAUCACAAGUUUACUGGAGAACCAACUGAGACCAAGUAGAGACUUUGGACAGGGUGGAUAUGGUGUAAUAAAGGCAGUUUAUUCAGAGGUAAAUAUAUCUGGAAUCGCGUUCACGGACCCGUUCGUCAAACUCUUAGGGAGCUAUAAAUUAAGCCCCAUUACUUACCAUAUCAGAUAAGAGAAAUUGCUGCAGCUACAUAUAUUUUACAUCCUGGCCCUACAUAGUUCACUAUUUGCAUCACUUACCAAAAUAUUACAUGUGGUCAUAUAUGCUUGGAAAGUGGAGAUGCCAUAGAACGUCAAAAAAGUAAACAUUGCUGGAGACACAUUGCCGUUUUGGAGAAGACAUCGCGUUUGCUAGCGAAGAGAUUUGUUGUGGCAAAUGAACUUGGGCUGGGAAUUGCCAGGAACCUCACGAUAAGAUAUAUGCAUCAGCAUUGCGAGUCUCAUGAUUCUAUACGUAUUGCGAUUCGAUACUGUGAUUUUAUUGCGCACCAUAUGUCUGUUGCAGAGGGAUCAGAAAGCCAUGAGAACGAGUUUUGAUCAGUCAUGGAAAUAAAAGUGCUGAAAACAAAUUGGCUCCCAAUGUGAAAAGAUUGAGAACAAGCUAUGAAGGAACAAUAAUGGUGUUUUGGUGCAGGUACAGCCAACUAGCGCUAAAAUAUUGCGAUAUUGUCAAUACAGUAUAUCGUAAAGUAUCACUAUGUAACUCGAUUUCUUUCACCCCAAUCCCUCAAAUUAACGGUAAAUAACUGAAUUGUUUGCCCCACAUUUAGCUAAGAUGAUUAGCUAGCCAGCUAAAAUGUUUUAUUUAGUUAGCAGUCGCAUCUACAAUAGUUUACUGUCAAUAACAUGUCUCCAAAAAUGACGUGGUGUCUCCAAUUGUGUUGACAUUUUACAAUUGCAAUGCGCAUCCAUGAGUAUCCACUUUCUGUAGCUCAGCUGGUAGAGCAUGGUGCUUGUAACGCCAAGGUAGUGGGUUCGAUCCCCGGGACCACCCAUACACAAAAAUGUAUGCACGCAUGACUGUAAGUCGCUUUGGAUAAAAGCGUCUGCUAAAUGGCAUAUUAUUAUUAUUAUUAUUAUUAUUAUUAUUAUUAUUAUUAUUAUCUGAAGAGAGCCCCGAAACAUUGUGUGCAGACAUUUUAUGCAAUAAAUGAAGUAGGUUCAAUCUAGUAGUUCUGAUCUUCUGAUUGGUCCUGAUGAGUUGGGCGAGGUCCCCUCCAGGCUACUGUCACUGUUGCAUUGGCUCUGAGUCGGGUUCUCUGUCUUCAAAUGUUCAGCCUAAGAGAGGGGAUUUUUGUGUGUGUGUGUGUGUGUGUGUGUUUAACAGUGAUGAUGUGUGUGUGUGUGUGUGUGUUUAACAGUGAUGAUGUGUGUGUUUGUGUGUGUGUGUGUCCUCAGAGCAAGAACUCGUGAGUUGGAAGAACUGAGAGGCCUAUGGCGUGGGUGUUGUCCUUGGCCACCUGCUGACAAGGCUGACAAGAUAGGACCCUUUUGUCCAUUGUUAUUGGAUAGGAACAGAACUUAUAACCAGCUCCUGACCUAAAUAGAUCUUAGCACAACAUUUUACUCAACAUAUCAUAUUCCAUAUUCACUAUAACAAAUAUAUUUACUACGACAUUAGCAAGAACCGCCACAUCCUCAGCCGGCUAAUCCAGUGUGUGAAGUUUUGCGGAGUGUUUGAGUUAGCUUUGCGAGGCAAAGAUGAAACUGAGGGCUCCACCAACCCUGGUAAGCCAACACUUUUGAGAUCAGUCAAUAAAUGCUUCUGGUAUUGACUUAUAUGCUGCCCCUGUCUUCAUGUUGUUGCUGGACAUAUCUUUUUUUAAAUGUGUGUAGGUCACCUAAAUCAUCAGAAAAAUUGCCCCUCCUGAGAAUUUUUUCAGGAGCCGCCACUGGUAUUGUGUGUAGAUUGAAGAGUGGGGAAAACAUAAUAUUUAAUCCAUUUUAGAAUAAGGCUGUAACAUAACAACAUGUUGAAAAGGUCAAGGGGUCUGAAUACUUUCCGAAUGCACUGUAUACAGUGAGGGGGAAAAAAGUAUUUGAUCCCCUGCUGAUUUUGUACGUUUGCCCACUGACAAAAACAUGAUCAGUCUAUACUUUUAAUGGUAGGUUUAUUUGAACAGUGAGAGACAGAAUAACAACAAAAGAAUCCAGAAAAAUGCAUGUCCAAAAUGUUAUAAAUUGAUUUGCAUUUUAAUGAGGGAAAUAAGUAUUUGACCCCUCUGCAAAACAUGACUUAGUACUUGGUGGCAAAACCCUUGUUGGCAGUCAGUGGUCAGACGUUUCUUGUAGUUGGCCACCAGGUUUGCAAACAUCUCAGGAGGGAUUUUGUCCUACUCCACUUUGCAGAUCUUCGUCCCUUUGAUGCGGUGAAGUUGUCCUGUCCCCUUAGCAGAAAAACAAACAUCCGCUAACAAUAACUCAAGCCUGUCUAUACACUUUGCUACUCAGUCAUUGAAGCUGCAAUGCUGGAUGCAGCGCAAGGGGAGAAGCGCAUUUCAUGGCUUAUAAAAGUGACAGUAGUGAAUAAAGUUAAACAUGAACUCAGUCAUAAAAAACGGCUUGGUUUUAGUCAUGGUUUUACACGUUUUGAAAUCACAGUAUCAACUUCAUUUGCUGUGUGCUGGAGGAAGCUGCAGACAGACACACAGUGAUCUGAGCAAUCUGAUUGGCUAUGUGUUAUUUCAUAGUUUUGAUGUCUUCACUAUUAUUCUACAGUCGUGGUCAAACGUUUUGAGAAUGACACAAAUACUAAAUUUCACAAAGUCUGCUGCCUCAGUUUUGAUGAUGGCAAUUUGCAUAUACUCCAGAAUGUCAUGAAGAGUGAUCAGAUGAAUUGCAAUUAAUUGCCAGGUCCCUCUUUGCCAUGAAAAUGAACUUAAUCCCCCAAAAACAUUUCCACUGCAUUUCAGCCCUGCCACAAAAGGACCAGCUGCCAUCAUGUCAGUGAUUCUCUCGUUAACACAGGUGAGAGUGUUGACGAGGACAAGGCUGGAGAUCACUCUGUCAUGCUGAUUGAGUUAGAAUAACAGACUGGAAGCUUUAAAAGGAGGGUGGUGCUUGAAAUCAUUGUUCUUCCUGUGUUAACCAUGGUUACAUGCAAGGAAACACGUGCCGUCAUCAUUGCUUUGCACAAAAAGGACUUCACAGGCAAGGAUAUUGCUGCUAGUAAGACUGCACCUAAAUCAACCGUUUAUCGGAUCAAGAACUUCAAGGAGAGAGGUUCAAUUGUUGUGAAGAAGGCGUCAGGGCGCCCAAGAAAGUCCAGCAAGCGCCAGGACCGUUUCCUAAAGUUGAUUCAGCUGCGGGAUUGGGGCACCACCAGUGCAGAGCUUGCUCAGGAAUGGCGGCAGGCAGGUGUGAGUGCAUCUGCACGCACAGUGAGGCGAAGGCCUUUGGAGGAUGGCCUGGUGUCAAGAAGGGCAGCAAAGAAGCCACUUCUCUCCAAGAAAAACAUCAGGAACAGACUGAUUUUCUGCAAAAGGUACAGGGAUUGGACUGCUGAGGACUGGGGUAAAGUCAUUUUCUCAUUUUGAAUCCCCUUUCCGAUUGUUUGGGGCAUCCGGAAAACACCUUGUCCGGAGAAGACAAGGUGAGCUCUACCAUCAGUCCUGUGUCAUGCCAACAGUAAAGCAUCCUGAGACCAUUCAUGUGUGUGGUUGCUUCUCAACCAAGGGAGUGGGCUCACUCACAAUCUUGCCUAAACACAGCCAUGAAUAAAGAAUGGUACCAACACAUCCUCCAAGAGCAACUUUUCCCAACCAUCCAAGAACAGUUUGAUGACGACCAAUGCCUUUUCCAGCAUGAUGGAGCACCUUGUCAUAAGGCAAAAGUGAUAACUAAAUGGCUCGUGGAACAAAACAUCAACAUUUUGGGUCCAUGGCCAGGAAGCUCUCCAGACCUUAAUCCCAUUGAGAACUUGCGGUCGAUCCUCAAGAGGUGGGUGGACAAACAACAACUCACAAAUUCUGACAAACUCCAAGCAUUGAUUAUGCAAGAAUGGGCUGCCAUUAGUCAGGAUGUGGCCCAGAAGUUAAUUGACAGCAUGCCAGGGCGGAUUGCAGAGGUCUUGAAAAAGAAGGGUCAACACUGCAAAUAUUGACUCUUUGCAUAAACUUAAUGUAAUUGUCAAUAAAAGCCUUUGACACUUAUGGAAUGCUUGUAAUUAUACUUCAGUAUACCAUAGUAACAUCUGACAAAAAUAUAUGAUAACACUGAAGCAGCGAACUGUGUGAAGACCAAUACUUGUCAUUCUCAAAACUUUUGACCACGACUGUACAAUGUAGAAAAUAUUACAAUAAAGGAAAAACCCUUGAAUGAGUAGGUACAGUGGGGAAAAAAGUAUUUAGUCAGCCACCAAUUGUGCAAGUUCUCCCACUUAAAAAGAUGAGAGAGGCCUGUAAUUUUCAUCAUAGGUACACGUCAACUAUGACAGACAAAUUGAGAGAGAAAAAUCCAGAAAAUCACAUUGUAGGAUUUUUUAUGAAUUUAUUUGCAAAUUAUGGUGGAAAAUAAGUAUUUGGUCACCUACAAACAAGCAAGAUUUCUGGCUCUCACAGACCUGUAACUUCUUCUUUAAGAGGCUCCUCUGUCCUCCACUCGUUACCUGUAUUAAUGGCACCUGUUUGAACUUGUUAUCAGUAUAAAAUACACCUGUCCACAACCUCAAACAGUCACACUCCAAACUCCACUAUGGCCAAGACCAAAGAGCUGUCAAAGGACACCAGAAACAAAAUUGUAGACCUGUACCAGGCUGGGAAGACUGAAUCUGCAAUAGGUAAGCAGCUUGGUUUGAAGAAAUCAACUGUGGGAGCAAUUAUUAGGAAAUGGAAGACAUACAAGACCACUGAUAAUCUCCCUCUAUCUGGGGCUCCACGCAAGAUCUCACCCCGUGGGGUCAAAAUGAUCACAAGAACGGUGAGCAAAAAUCCCAGAACCACACGGGGGUCCUAGUGAAUGACCUGCAGUGAGCUGGGACCAAAUUAACAAAGCCUACCAUCAGUAACACACUACGCCGCCAGGGACUCAAAUCCUGCAGUGCCAGACGUGUCCCCCUGCUUAAGCCAGUACAUGUCCAGGCCCGUCUGAAGUUUGCUAGAGUGCAUUUGGAUGAUCCAGAAGAGGAUUGGGAGAAUGUCAUAUGGUCAGAUGAAACCAAAAUAUAACUUUUUGGUAAAAACUCAACUCGUCGUGUUUGGAGGACAAAGAAUGCUGAGUUGCAUCCAAAGAACACCAUACCUACUGUGAAGCAUGGGGGUGGAAACAUCAUGCUUUGGGGCUGUUUUUCUGCAAAGGGACCAGGACGACUUAUCCGUGUAAAGGAAAGAAUGAAUGGGGCCAUGUAUCGUGAGAUUUUGAGUGAAAACCUCCCAUCAGCAAGGGCAUUGAAGAUGAAACGUGGCUGGGUCUUUCAGCAUGACAAUGAUCCCAAACACACCGCCCGGGCAACGAAGGAGUGGCUUCGUAAGAAGCAUUUCAAGGUCCUGGAGUGGCCUAGCCAGUCUCCAGAUCUCAACCCCAUAGAAAAUCUUUGGAGGGAGUUGAAAGUCCAUGUUGCCCAGCGACAGCCCCAAAACAUCACUGCUCUAGAGGAGAUAUGCAUGGAGGAAUGGGCCAAAAUACCAGCAACAGUGUGUGAAAACCUUGUGAAGACUUACAGAAAACGUUUGACCUGUGUCAUUGCCAACAAAGGGUAUAUAACAAAGUAUUGAGAAACUUUUGUUAUUGACCAAAUAACUAUUUUCCACCAUAAUUUGCAAAUAAAUUCAUUAAAAAUCCUACAAUGUGAUUUUCUGGAUUUUUUUCCCUCAAUUUGUCUGUCAUAGUUGACGUGUACCUAUGAUGAAAAUUACAGGCCUCUCUCUUUUUAAGUGGGAGAACUUGCACAAUUGGUGGCUGACUAAAUACUUUUUUUCCCCACUGUAUGUCAACUUUUGACUGUGACUAUAUAUAUAUAUAUAUAUAUAUAUAUAUAUAUAUAUAUAUAUAUAUAUUUAUUUAUUUAUUUAUUUAUUUAUUUAAUCCAGCUGGAUAAACACUCAAACAGCCUAUCCGACCGCUCGGAGGCGUCCGCAUGGUCAUAAGGCCCCGUGUAGCUCAGUUGGUAGAGCAUGGCGUUUGCAACGGCAGGGUUGUGGGUUCGAUUUCCACGGGGGGCCAGUAUGAAAAAUGUAUGCACUCACUAACUGUAAGUCAAAAUAUUUUGCGAUCGGCUAGGAAUGCCUUGGAGAUCGACCAGUCAAUCGUGAUCAACAAAAACAUUUCUGUAACGACGGGGCCCCCACGUUUUGUUACAGCAAACUGGGUACUAUGUCAGCCAUUGCUGGAGCCCUCUGUGCCCGUAAGGAGGCCGGGCUUCAUGCAGGCUAUACAGUCUCACAGAAGCACAAUGUGUGUUGGUAGCUUGUCCAUGUUUAUUGGCCCUCUGGUACCCCGCAUUUCAUGGGGUUCAAGGGGUAUAUCAAUCUCCCCCGGGUGGAAUGUAAUACAUUGGGCAAAUCACUCUGUCUACAAGGGUGCACCCCUCCCCAUAAGUGGCUCAUUACUGGGAUUCAUUGCUGAAUCUUGCCUGUAGCUCACUAGUCCCAAGAAGGUGUCUAGUGAUACAGGCUAUGGGCCCUGUAGGCGAUUGGGGGUUGGUAGCGGAGUCAAGGGAGCAUGCAGGGUUGGACACGGCCAUGCUAUUAUCCCGCAGAGUCUCUGUGGUGUAUAUGAACCCUGAAAUUAGUAGUCUUUCUCCAGCUCAGCACUUUUCAUUCCUAGGAAUUAGAUUACGAAUCUCCCCUGUCUCUUACCACAGAAGAGGCCCAUUUGUCAGAGCUGUCUGUCCCAUUCCCAGCUAGGUUCCACGGCUCUUUGUCGCCAGCACUUAUGACUGGUCAGUAGGGUAACUUCCAUGGUAAUGUUUAAUUUCCUGGGUCUAUUUUUAAUGCGUGGGUCCCAGCACUGCGGGCAAUACUUGAGUAAAGAUGCCUUCAUAGAAAGAGUAAAAGUGAAAGUCGCCAAGUAAAAUACUACUUGAGUAUUAGGUUGUAAAUAUACUUAAGUAUCAAAAGGUGGCACUGCCAAUCGGGGUACGUCACUGAUCGACGGUGCCCUUGUACCCAUAGUGUGCCGGGCUUUAGGCAAACCUUGGUACAUAAACCUUUUUAUUUUCAACAGCAAGUUCCACAGUUUUCACGGGUGUCAAGUGUUCUCUCCCGCAUGUGAGUUCGAUGAACAGGACACACUGAGCGCACCCCGAGUAGGCGAUAGCAUUGUCGAAUCAUACCAACUUUGUAACGACAGUCAAACAAAAGUCAUAUGACCAAAGUUGCUAACCUUGCUAGAUACCGUUUGUUGAUCACACAGGCCGUGUCUAGACUUGACAGUUCUUGCAGCCUUAGUAUUCCGAUCAUGGAAUUCCGAACAUGUCAUGCAUUUACACCUAUAGUUAAAUGUGUCUACUGUGUCCGGAUUCCCUCUUCCCACGCUAUAUUCAAAUGCCAGUAGGGCCUAUGCAUUCUACAAACGGUGGAGUAGGCAAAAUAUGAUCACUCAACAACUGAUGGCAGUAGCGAACUACUGUAGGUAGCUAGCCAGCUAACCUCUGUAGCUAGCUAGCAAGCAACGCUAAAGGGAUUGCAAACAGGUUAGCAUAACUCUAGCCAACUCAAAAAUGGUUUCUCUAAAUAUUAGCUAGCUGGCUAGCAUUUAUGAGGCCAGCAAACACGUUCCUCACAGGCUUGGAAAGUAUUUCCUCCAGUGUUAUAAUGAAAAGGUGCCUCGGUCCCAAAACACAAGUUUUCUGGAGACAUGUGGAAGGAGUGCUGAUGACGUCGCCCACUGUAUGCUCUUUCGGUAGCCUGAUUGCGUUCAGUGGUAUUGGGACGAUAGGAAAAUAGCCUAGGCUCUAUAUAUGGCCACUACGUGAGUCAAUAGAUAAGUAAUUUACUUGAUUUAGGCUACAUUGUUGCAUGCUGAAUGUUUCUGAUCAGCGAUAGAUUAGCAAACGAAUAAAUGAGCUACCACUUCCACUUGUCCAGCCAGAAAUCAAUUAACCAAAUAACAGACGGAGAUUCAGUGAAACAAAAUCACUGAUUGAUUAUCAGACAAGUCACAGGCUUUUGGUCGAAGAACAAAAUCCACUUGUAUAACAUGCUAGCAAAAUGUUCUGAUCAGCUAAUAUAUGAGCAAACUAGAAUAAAGGUGAACAUUAGCGCUCACUUUUAUUUAGCUAACAUGUCUGCAGCCUAAUUCUUACCAAAUAUCCAAACGAAGAUUGAUUGAAAACAAAAGUUGGACAUUGAUUCAUCUAGAAGAGUCCCCCACGCUUGUCUCAAAGCAGUGCGAUGGCGCUGUCCCAAUCAAAACGGUGCUGAAAUGAUUAUCUUGGUGUCCACACACACAACUAUUGCUUUAAAUUAGAAUAAUGGUUGGAUAUGACUUGGGAGUUUCAGUAUCAGCAAGAACUUGAUACAUGCCUUCAAUUGCAAUUAUUUUAAUCAUUCAGUUGAUCAUAACUAAGAUUAGUUUUCCUCUCUCUGCGCUUUUUCUAGGCCCAAUGGCUGUUUCUUAUAAUAAUAAUAAUAAUAAUAAUAAUAAUAAUAUGCCAUUUAGCAGACGCUUUUAUCCAAAGCGACUGACAGUCAUGCGUGCAUACAUUUUUGUGUAUGGGUGGUCCCGGGGAUCGAACCCACUACCUUGGCGUUACAAGCGCCGUGCUCUACCAGCUGAGCUACAGAGGAUCUCUUCACUCCGCUGCCGCCUGCCUCGCUGAGUUGUUCUCAACACCAGUUUUAAAUCAACAGCCUACUGUUUUCAAGAAAUCUGGCUUUUUAAGAAACAUUUAUGUAGUUCUGUCCUUGAGCUGUUCUUGUCUAUUAAUGUUCUGCAUUAUGUCAUGUUUUGUGUGGACCCCAAGGAAGAGUAGCUGCUGCUUUUGCAACAGCUAAUGGGGAUCCGAAUAAAAUACCAAAUAUCCUCCCAUCUCCAGAAGCAGGCAAUCCGAGUGGUUCCUUUUGUUGAAGAUCCAGGACAGCUGGUAUAGCCGGUAUUUCAUGGUUCCGAAAAGGGACUGGACUUUGCGUCCCAUUCUAGACCUACGUGCCCUCAGCAAGCACCUCAGUCUACGAACUCUGAAUGCUCACGAGCCGCUGGCUUUUACAGCCAAUUGGCUUGUGGCGGCGGAGUCUAGGGGGCAAGAAGUGUUCCACACAUCAAUGCUACUGUCCCGUAGUCUGUUUCUAGGCUAUUUAAGAAAUCAGAAAAAUAUGUCUGACUCCAUCUCAGCGUGUGCCAUUUCUGGGUCAUGAGCUCACUCACGUAUCACGCUUUUCUAUCCCAACGGAGGGGUUUCCUUGUUCCGGCUCUGCUUAGUCAAAUUUUGGCUGUAUCACACAGUCCGUUUUCGCCAGUGCCUUACUGGGGAUGAUGACUUCUGUGAUGGAAGUCGUUCCCGUAGGGCUAUUGUUGAUGCGGCCUUUCCAACGCUGAGUGCUAGCCACUCAACCUGGAUGCAUCUCGCAGCCUAAGCCGGUCGCUUCAGGUGUCCCUGUCGCCCACAGGCCAUGGCCCAGUGGUGGGACCCUCUGCUAUUGUCAGGGGGCUCCCAUGGGCAGACUUGUAUCCCGCAAGGUGAUCUCAACUGGUGAUCUUUUAUCCAGGUGGAACCCUCUCUCUCAGGAGUGGAGGCUACACCUCUGGGUGGUCUCCCAGGUAUGGGACAUUUUCUGCAGGGCCGACGUAGAUCUUUACACAUCGCGAGAAUACACGCAGUGUUGUCUAUUUUUCUCAAUGAGGUAGCCAAGUGCCUCGUUGGGAAAGGACACUGGCGCACCAGUGGCAUCGGACCCUCCUUUACACGAUUCCGCCGGUGGUUCUGAUUCAGCCCAUGGCUUAUCAUUGAUUCUUGUGGCUCCCCGUUGGCCUAGGCAGCCUUGUUUCGUGGAGAUCAUCUGCCUUUUAGGCGGGGACACGUUGCAAAUCACAUUGCGCAGGGACCUGUUGUCCCAGACGCACAGGCAGGUUUGGCAAGCGAGGCCAGAGAUUUUGGUUCCUAUGUGCCUGGCCCUUGAGUGGGCCAAUCUGAUAGUUUUACCUCUGAAUGUUAUUGCUACCAUUCAGUCUCCAAGGGCGCCUUCCACGAGAGGGCUGUAUGCAGUUAAGUGGCAAGCGUUUUAACUCUGGUGCCAAGAUAAAGGACUUCAUCCUUGUCAGUGCUAUGUGAGGGACAUCCUUAUGUUCCUACAAUACUUUUCGAGCAGGGGCGGGCAUUCUCUAGGUUAAAAGUAUACAUGGCCGCAAUCUCAGCGUGUCAUGUGGGAAUUCACGGAGCCUCACCCGGGGGCCCACACCCUGGUUAUGAGGUUCUUGAAAGGUGUACGUUGUCUCGGACAGGUCUCCAUACCUAUUGCGCACACAUGGGCUUGGAGCUGGUUUGAAGGCACUGUGUGUGGCCCCCUUGAGCAUCUGGAAUUGCUGGAUCUGAAGAUCCUCCUCUACAAAACCUCCCUGCUCAUGACUUUGGCCUCGGCUAAACGUGUUGGGGACCUGCGUGUUAUCUGGUAUCCUAUUCGCCCCAGGCGACUGUAAGGUGACGUUGCAUCCAAAUGCGGCCACCGCCCCGAAAGUAAUGGCUAUGUCCUACAGGUCCUUAGCUUUUGAGCUAUUUCCCUUUAUCACCGCCUCUUGGGCUUUGUUUAAAGGGUUGACUAUAGGAUAGAUUUGUGCUGCGGCGAGUUGGGCGUCACCACACACUUUUGUGAGGUUUUAUUGCUAGGAUGUCACUGCUACCAGUGUAGCCCACAGGGUGCUUACGGCUGGGACAGGGGAAAGUCACUAGGCAGCGCGCCGUGUGCGCAGUACCCAGACUGCCACAUUUGGCGGGGUCAGGUCUUGGUGGUCUACCAUGGGCUGUUUUCAUUUAGUAUCUGUUGGGGUCGGCUUGGGGCGUGAUCAUAUUCCCCGCAUAGUAUGUUGUACCGAAGUUGAUGUAAUGUCUGACUAUAACUUCUGUUCCCUUAAGGAGGGAAAUAAGGUACAACACCGGUUUGGCCCCGCGUCGCCUGUUCCUGGGCUCGGUGAAGAGCGGUAUUCAAUUUAAGAAAUUAAUCCAAGCUUCAAGCUUGUCUUCUGUGGAUGGCGGGGCUUCCAGCAAAGCACAUAUUUCAUUGGGCUUGUCAGGUGUGAUUGUAGAUCUUUCAACAGAAGUCACGAGAGUGCGACUCACCGUAGCUUGUUGUACCUUUUUUCCUUCCUUCAGGGAACAGUAGUUACAGUCAUAACGUUACGUUCUCUCAUUAUUAAUCCUCUGGCUACCUUAAAUUUUUAGGCUAUUAAAAUAACUUUUUGAGAUGGAAUUCUGUUACAUUCAUUGUUUCAUCGUGAGAAAGCAUGCAUAAAACGAUGAAGCGUAGCCUUCAGUCAUAUUCAUAGAAUGGAGAGAGAGAGAAGGGAUUAUAGGUUACUUUUACAUGUAGACAAGAUAGUUGAGGAGUAUCUGAGAGAGAGCGAGAUUGACUUGUCAUUUUGCUUUGGUGGCGCCAGUCAAACCAUUGUCGGUCACAUCACGAUGUCAUCACCAUCGACAAUGGCUGUCAAUCAUCUUCUAUAGACGAUGCUAUCGUAAUAUUGCCCAACCCUAGUGUGACUGCCAAGACUGUGAUCUAUUAAUUUGUAUGGACUCUUGAUUUCCCUCUGCCUGUCAUCAAAGCAUUUAAUCAACUUCAUAGUGGUGACAGAAUUACAAACAACAUGAAGUUAUUGAGGAAUCUGUGGUAAAACAUAAUAGACACUGAACCAAUAUUAGUUGCUUUUCCCAACUACUCCACUAUAACUUGGACCCUUGAUAUUUACAGUGCUUGACUUGGAUUGAAAUGGGUGCCAGUACUCAUUUUGGAUGCCGGUACAGUUUUUUAUAUUUAGAUGCAGGAGCUCCACAAUACUUUUGAGCUAAUAUUUUAUAAGCGGUGCAUGAGCUCAAGCAGUAAAACAUUUUGAGGUGGCGGUACACCGCUCUGGUAAGCUCCUGUCCAAGUCGAGCACUGGGUAUUUAACGCUGCUUAAGCUUUCCAUGUAAAACCAAAAGAUCCAGAUUUGAUUCAGAAUGUGACAGAAGUUGGCUUGCAAACUCAUGUUUUGUACUUGUGUGCAGGCGCAAACAACCAGGCCAUGAUCCGUGUGUUGAGCCUGGGCUCCGCAGAGCGCACCCUGCUGAAGGGCUUCACUGGUGCAGUCACAGACCUGGCCUUCGCUCAUUUGGACUCCACCCUGCUGGGAUGUGUUGACGAGGCCGGCAACCUGGUCAUCUGGCAGCUCACCUGCCACAGCAGCAAGAUCCAGUAUCCUCUUCAUUCUACCUACAUUCUGCACAAGAAUUACACUUCAGUUGGUCCCUUACUGCUUCAUGUAACACUAUACAGUUGAAGUCGGAAGUUUACAUACACUUAGGUUGGAGUCAUUUAAACUUGUUUUUCAACCACUCCACACAUUUCUUGUUAACAAACUAUAGUUUUGGCAAGUCUGUUAGGACAUCUACUUUGUGCAUGACACGAGUCAUUUUUCCAACAAUUGUUUACAGACAGAUUAUUUCACUUACAAUUCACUUUCACAAUUCCAGUGGGUCAGAAGUUUACAUACACUUAGUUGACUGUGCCUUUAAACAGCUUGGAAAAUUCCAGAAAAUGAUGUCAUGGCUUUAGGAGCUUCUGAUAGGCUAAUUGACAUCGUUUGAGUCAAUUGGAGGUGUAUCUUUGGAUGUAUUUCAAGGCCUACCUUCAAACUUAGUGCCUCUUUGCUUGACAUCAUGGGAAAAUCCAAAGAAAUCAGCCAAGACCAAAGAAAACAAUUUGUAGACCUCCACAAGUCUGGUUCAUCCUUGGGAGCAAUUUCCAAACGCCUGAAGGUACCAUGUUCAUCUGUACAAACAAUAGUAUGCAAGUAUAAACACCAUGGGACCACGCAGCCAUCAUACCGCUCAGGAAGGAGACGCGUUCUGUCUCCUAGAGAUGAACGUACUUUGGUGCGAAAAGUGCAAAUCAAUCCCAGAACCUUGUGAAGGAGGAAACGGGUACAAAAGUAUCUAUAUCCACAGUAAAACGAGUCCUAUAUCGACAUAACCUGAAAGGCUGCUCAGCAAGGAAGAAGCCACUGCUCCAAAACCGCCAUUAAAAAAAGCCAGACUACGGUUUGCAACUGCACAUGGGGACAAAGAUCAUACUUUUUGGAGAAAUGUCCUCUGGUCUGAUGAAACAAAAAUAGAACUGUUUGGCCAUAAUGACCAUUGUUAUGUUUGGAGGGAAAAGGGGGUAGCUUGCAAGCCGAAGAACACCAUCCCAACCGUGAAGCACGGGGGUGGCAGCAUCAUGCUGUGGGGGUGCUUUGUUGCAGGAGGGACUGGUGCACUUCACAAAAUAGAUGGCAUCGUGAGGAAGGAAAAUUAUGUGGAUAUAUUGAAGCAACAUCUCAAGACAUUAGUCAGGAAGUUAAAGCUUAGUCGCAAAUGGGUCUUCCAAAUGGACAAUGACCCCAAGCAUACUUCAAAAGUUGUGGCAAAAUGGCUUAAGGACAACAAAGUCAAUGUAUUGGAGUGGCCAUCACAAAGCCCUGACCUCAAUCCUAUAGAAAAUCUGUGGGCAGAACUGAAAAGGCGUGUGCGAGGCCUACAAACCUGACUCAGUUGCACCCAGCUCUGUCAGGAGGAAUGGGCCAAAAUUCACCCAACUUAUUGUGGGAAGCUUGUGGAAGGCUACCUGAAACGUUUGACCCAAAUUAAACAAUUUAAAGGCAAUGCUACCAAAUACUAAUUGAGUGUAUGUAAACUUCUGACCCACUGGGAAUGUGAUGAAAGAAAGAAAUGCUGAAAUAAAUCACUCUCUACUAUUAUUCUGACAUUUCACAUAAAGUGGUGAUCCUAACUGACCUAAGACAGGGAAUUUGUACUUGGAUUAAAUGUCAGGAAUUGUGAAAAACUGAGUUGAAAUGUAUUUGGCUAAGGUGUACGUAGAUUUCCGACUUCAACUGUACAUCUACCUUGUUUUGACCUUUUAAAAGUACAUUGUGAUGUGUGUACAGCAGUGGAGGCUGCUGAGGGGAGGACGGCUCAUAAUAAUGGCUGGAAGGGAGCGAAUGGAAUGUCAUCAAAUGCAUGGAAACCAUGUGUUGGAUGUAUUUGAUACCAUUACACGAAUUCCGCUCCAGCCAUUACCACGAGCCCGUCCUCCCCAAUUAAGGUGCCACCAACCUCCUGUGGUGUACAGCUGUGGUGUUACACACCUUAACCCACAUGCUUGUCAGGGAUCAAGUGGUUGUCCACGUCCGGAGGCCAGAAGACACGCCUCUGAACUCCAAUAGGAGGUUGAUCUGGUGUCCCUUCAUCCUAGAGGACAAUGAAGAGAACCCGGAGGAUGCCAGCCAGACCCUGGCCCUGCUGCAUGAAGACAGGGUAUGUAUGCCCUAUUGGACACAAUCAGACUUAUUUAUUUACCCAUAUCUCAGACAAACUCUACCUCCUCGUCCCUUUGUACUAUUUUCUUCAUCUUUUUAUUUCACUCCCUCCCCUUUGCUGAUUGUCUUGUCUUUUCUCCCCAGGCUGAGGUGUGGGAUCUGGAGAUCCUCCGCAGCAACAAUAGCACCUGGCCAGUAGAUGCCACUGACCUGAAGGAUGGGGUUAUAACCAUAAAAGGACAUACAGAGGUAGAGCAUUUAAGUCAUUUAGUAAUCACAUUGUCUGUUUCCAGUAUGGAAAGCACUUAUUUACAGGUUGAUUUUUUGUGUGGAAAUUGAGUUUGGGGUGUUUUUGUUUUUCUCCAGCGUAUAAGUGAAGGUGCCCUGUCUCCGGAUGGCACAGUCUUGGCCACAGCCAGUCAUGAUGGAUAUGUAAAGUUCUGGCAAAUCUACAUUGAAGGACAGGACCAGCCAAGGUAGAUCUUUACUCAAUAUUACUCUAUUUUAUUCUAUAAAAUUGUAUUCUUGAAAAUUCCAGGUAUUUCUUGUAAUUCCUUUCCAUCUGUAUCUCUAUGGUUACUUUUACUUUCCUUUGUGAAGUCCUCUCCCCGGCUUCUUUCACAGAUGUCUGCAUGAGUGGCAGCCCCACAAUGGGAACCCCCUCUCCUGCCUGCUGUUCUGUGACAACCACAAGAAACAGGACCCAGAGUAAGUCCCUACUGUUCCCUUCUGCUGCUGUACGUCUUUAGCUGAACAGGUGUUGGGAGUAUUUAGGGAAUGUGACAUUUGGGCGGUUCUGUUUAUCACCGAUUUUAAAAUGUAAUCUGAUCAAUAAAAAAAAAACUAAACAUUUUGCGUUACACAGGAUUACAUAGACGCAUGGAUAGGUGCCAUCUUUACAGCAUUACCCAAUGCAAUCAGUGCAAUCUUCUCUUAAGCACCCGUGAGAGAUUGAUUAGACCCCCCCCCCCCCCUUCUGCCUUUCUAGUGUUCCAUUCUGGCGCUUUCUGAUUACUGGAGCUGAUCAGAACCAGGAGCUGAAGAUGUGGUGCACAGUGUCAUGGACCUGCCUGCAGACUAUCAGGUCUAACUGUUUUACUUGUGUUUUUCACUGCUCUUUCAUGCUUUGCAAGUUGUCUCAUUCAUACCUCUUUUACUGGACCUGUUUUAACGAGAGCCUAUGUACAUGUCCUCCAGGUUCUCUCCAGACCCGUUCAACUCCUCAGUCCUGCCCAGUCUGAAGGCCAGCCUGGACCUCUCUGCAGAAUGCCUUAUCCUCAGCGACGUACAGAGAAAGGUCAGAAUAACAUUGUGUCUUGCUGUUUCACUGUGAUCUAUCUACCGACUGUAAUCCUUUUGGAUAUCAGGAUGAUGAGUGAUGAACCCUGUUUUGUGUUGUCCCUCUAGGUGUUGUAUGUGAUGGAGUUGUUGCAGGACCAGGAGAAGGGCCAUGCCAGCUUCACAGCCGUGUCCGAGUUCCUGCUCACACACCCUGUGCUCAGCUUUGGUGUUCAGGACGUCAGCCGCAGCCGCCUGCGCCACACAGAGGUCCUCCUCCCAGAUGAGGAGAGCGAGAAUAUGACUGCAGGUUGGCUUCACCUUCUUGUAUCCACAUUACCACUACUACCUGAUAUAAUGAUGGGCUGGUCUGACCCUGUAUUAUCAUGGGUAUAAUUUUGUUUUAUAAUGGCUUUUUCUUCCUGUUAUCUCUAGAGGGUAACCAGGGCCCAAUGGAAUCCAGAGCUGGGAUCCAAAUCAAGCUAUACUGUGUCCACACAAAGUGAGUGUUCUCAUUCAGGUCCAAUUAUUACCAUAUUUACACAGAGGUCUGCGUUGAAAUUAUGUGACCAUAUAAUCAGUUUUUAGUAUCCCAUUUCAUACACCCAUAGGAGUGUUUUGAUGUAUUCUUCUGUCCACAGGUCCCUUCAAGACGUGCAGAUCUGGUUCCAGCCAAACCUUGGGUCUGGCUCUUCCUUGUUUCUGCCUCACUCAGACUCAAACGAUGGCUUUGGUGAGUUAAGAAAACCGUUGGUCGUCAUAAACCAAAAUGAUCCUUUGCUCAGUUUUAAGAGAGAUUUUAGAAACAUUAUCACAGAUUUUCAUGGAUUAAUCCGUCUUUGUGCUUUUCUAGGGUUUUCGGAUCACUUGACAGACAUGAGCGUGGAAUGUUUGAGCUCUGACAAGGAGUCCGGAUGCGGCUCCCAAAAUGAUCUCCGCAAGAUUCCUGCCCUUCCUGCUCCCGCUGACUUCAUGUCCCCCACUGGCGCCACCACUAUGCCCAAGCUCAUGACCCCUGACGCCUUUAUGACCCCCAGUGCUUCAGUAUGUCCUGUUCCAAAUGCUCACUAUUCCAUCAAAAUGCUAGCAAAUAUCCAAGAGAGGAAUAUUACUCCUGGAUCUUGAUUGUGCUUUUAAUUUUUUUUCUGCCCUUCUCUCCCAGGUCCCAGCCUCCCCAGGCAGCAGUGCCAGCAGCCUGACAAUAGUGACAGCCAUGACCAGCAACUCUGACAGUGGGGCCAGGUAGGUCAACUUGAAGUGUGCAUAAGAGGAGAGGAAUUCAUAAUUGACUGAACAAGGAAAGAUUGUGCUUUUAUAUACCUGACUCUAGUGAUGUCAAUGUCUGCAGGGGAGGAGAGGAGCUGAACCAGAACCUCAAGAUGUCUGUGGAGAGCAGCAGCAGUAGCAGUCUGACUCUCAGUGCGAGCACCAGCAGCCCCAGGGCCAGCUCCAUUCUCAUCUCAGGCCUUGGGGACAACAUGCCGGUAGGCCACACACUUGCAUGGAUGCUAGCACUCACAGCGCAGUCAUUACACACGGUUAGAAUGCAGAAUGUGUGCCACAAUUGGAGAGACUGAGGGGCCAAAGUAAUGUUUGUCAACUUACAAGACCUCUCGUCCCACUCCAUCGUAUGUGACAUCAUCCUUACUCCUUGUUCCAUUUUGGUCUUCCCUGCUGUCUCAUAAAGAUGUAUCCUCUUCUACAAGAGACCACUCCUCAUACGCUCAUGUUCCCCCUCACCUACCCCCUCCGCCCUCUACAGGUGCUUCCCUCUCCAAACCCGCCCCUCUCGCUGGACCCACAGGUCAUUGAGCCUAUGCUGAUUCAGCAGGCCUCUCCCACCCUGGCCCGCUCUCCAGACGUCAUCUCAUCUGCCUCCACGGCCAUGUCCCAGGACAUCCCUGAGAUCGCCUCUGAGACGCUGCAGAGAGGCCUGGGGGUUGUGUCUGGAGCUGAAUCCCGAGACCCUCUCCCAGCCCACCACACAGACAGCAUGGCUUCUGCAGCCUCAGCCCUUCACCUCCUCUCACCACGGAACCGGAACAACUCAGGCCACCUGCCCCUGGAGCUGGGUGCUGGAGUAGGAGCAGUGGAGGCGGAGCAGAGGCUCAGUAACACUCCUUCACUACUGGAGAACGCCCUGUCACAGGAGAAUGCUGCUGCAGCCGCCGCUGCCUCCUGCUCAGACAACAAUACAAGCCACCCCUGGCCUGCAGCUCCCGACAUCACACGGGAAACGCGCAACAGCCUGCGGGACAACGGCCUAGGAGACUGGUAAGACACACACACACACAGACACACACGCACUCUGACAUAGGCAUAGUGUCUUUACCUAUGCAUGCAACCUCAAGAGCACACACAGAUCUGCUUUUUAGGUCUGAGUUUUAAAUGGGAUCUCUUUGUUGCUCUUAGCUCGAGGGAGGAAAUGAAGGACAGACACAUGUCCUCUCCAUACCACAGACGCACCUACCACUUAACCCAGAAUGACAGUCAGGACGCCAGUGCAGAACAGAGGUAAAAUAGUCACACAUCUCUGGAAUUUCCCUGUAGUUGUCAAUAACCCUGGUCCUGGAGGGAUGAAGUAUUUGCUGUGUUUUGGAAGUCAAUGCUUGCUUGGUUAAAGUUUCCAUUGAAAGGUAAUCUUGAUUCUUAUUUAGAUCAUCCUAAACCUGUUAUGAUCUGUAGGGUUUUUUGUACCCAUGCCUUAGUCUUGCUUAUCACCGGCUACUGUGGGCACUUAUACUCCUCCUCUUGCUUUGUUUUCCUGUCACACAGUGACCAUGACGAUGAGGGAGCCAGUCUAGCGUCGUCCUCAGGGAACUGUGGAGCCAGGUCGUCUCAAAGACUGCCAGUGAAGGAGUGGAAGAGUUCUCCCAGAGGCUCCCCUAAACUCAAGAGGAAGAGUAAAAAAGAUGAUGGGUGGGUGAUAACAUUCUGUGGUAACUGUCAUGGUAAACAUUCUCUGUCUAAUGUCUUACUUCCAUGUCUAAUGGCCUCUUUGCCUUCUCUCUUUUUAGGGAUGCAUCUCAUGCCUCUCAUGUUUCUCAUGCCUCUCAGUCCAGGCAGCCUGAGCAUCAUAAUCAUCAACAUCAAGUAAGUGAUUUUUAUUUUAUUUUAUUUUAUUUUAUUUCACCUUUAUUUAACCAGGUAAACCAGUUGAGAACAAGUUCUCAUUUACAACUGCGACCUGGCCAAGAUAAAGCAAAGCAGUGCGAUAAAAACAACAACACAGAGUUACAUAUGGGGUAAAACAAAAAUCAAAAAAAAAAUAUACAACAGAAAUACAAUUAAAAUACAGUGUGCAAAUUUAGCAAGUUAUGGAGGUAAGGCAAUAAAAUAGGCUAUAGUGCAAAAUAAUUACAAUUUAGUAUUAACACUGGAAUGAUGUGCAAGAGAUGAUGUGCAAAUAGAGAUACUGGGGUACAGAUGAGCAAAAUAAAUAACAAUAUAGGGAUGAGGUAGUUGGGCGGGCUAAUUUCAGAUGGGCUGUGUACAGGUGCAGUGAUCGGUAAGGUGCUCUGACAACUGAUGCUUAAAGUUAGUGAGGGAGAUAAGUGUCUCCAGCUUCAGAGAUUUUUGCAAUUUGUUCCAGUCAUUGGCAGCAGAGAACUGGAAGGAAUUGCGGCCAAAGGAGGUGUUGGCUUUGGGGAUGACCAGUGAGAUAUACCCGCUGGAGCGCAGACUACGGGUGGGUGUUGCUAUGGUGACCAAUGAGCUAAGAUAAGGCGGGGAUUUGCCUAGCAGUGAUUUAUAGAUGGCCUGGAGCCAGUGGGUUUGGCGACGAAUAUGUAGUGAGGACCAGCCAACAAGAGCGUACAGGUCACAGUGGUGGGUAUUAUAUGGGGCUUUGGAGACAAAACGGAUGGCACUGUGAUAGACAACAUCCAAUUUGCUGAGUAGAGUGUUGGAGGCUAUUUUGUAAAUGACAUCGCCGAAGUCGAGGAUCGGUAGGAUAGUCAGUUUUUUACGAGGGCAUGUUUGGCAGCAUGAGUGAAGGAGGCUUUGUUGCGAAAUAGGAAACCGAUUCUAGAUUUAACUUUGGAUUGGAGAUUCUUAAUGUGAGUCUGGAAGGAGAGUUUACAGUCUAACCAGACACCUAGAUAUUUGUAGUUGUCCACGUACUCUAGGUCAGACCCGUCUAGAGUAGUGAUUCUAGUCGGGUGGGCGGGUGCAAGCAGCGUUCGGUUGAAGAGCAUGCAUUUUGUUUUACUAGUGUUUAAGAGCAGUUGGAGGCUACUGAAGGAGUGUUGUAUGGAAUUGAAGCUCGUUUGGAGGUUUGUUAACACAGUGUCCAAUGAAGGGCUGCGUAGAGGUGGAUCUGAGAGUCACCAGCAGCAAGAGCGACGUCAUUGAUAUACACAGAGAAAAGAGUUGGCCCAAGAAUUGAACCCUGUGGCACCCCCAUAGACUGCCAUAGGUCCAGACAACAGGCCCUCCGAUUUGACACAUUGAACUCUAUCUGAGAAGUAGUUGGUGAACCAGGCGAGGCAGUCAUUUGGGAAACCAAGGCUAUUUAGUCUGCCAAUAAGAAUGCGGUGGUUGACAGAGUCGAAAGCCUUGGCCAGGUCAAUGAAAACGGCUGCACAGUACUGUCUAUUAUCGAUCGCGGUUAUAAUAUCAUUUAGGACCUUGAGCGUGGCUGAACUGCACCCAUGACCAGCUCGGAAACCGGAUUGCAUAGCGGAGAAGGUACGGUGGGAUUCGAAAUGGUUGGUGAUUUGUUUGUUGACUUGGCUUUCAAAAACUUUUGAAAGGCAGGGCAGGAUGGAUAUGGGUCUGUAACAGUUUGGGUCUAGAGUGUCACCCCCUUUGAAGAGGGGGAUGACCGCGGCAGCUUUCCAAUCUCUGGGGAUCUCAGACGUUACGAAAGAGAGGUUGAACAGGCUAGUAAUAGGGGUUGCGACAAUUUCGGCGGCUAGUUUUAGAAAGAAAGGGUCCAGAUUGUCUAGUCCAGAUGAUUUGUAGGGGUCCAGAUUUUGCAGCUCUUUUAGAACAUCAGCUGUCUGGAUUUGUGUGAAGGAGAAGCGGGGGGGGGGCAUGGGCAAGUUGCAGCGGAGGGUGCAGAGCUGGUGGCCGGGGUAGUGGUAGCCAGGUGGAAAGCAUGGCCAGCCGUAGCAAAAUGCUUGUUGAAAUUCUCGAUUAUUGUAGAUUUAUCGGUGGUGAUAGUGUUUCCUAGCCUCAGUGCAGUGGGCAGCUGGGAGGAAGUACUCUUAUUUUCCAUGGACUUUACAGUGUCCCAAAACUUUUUGGAGUUAGUGCUACAGGAUGCAAAUUUCUGUUUGAAAAAGUUAGCCUUUGCUUUCCUAACUGCUUGUGUAUAUUGGUUCCUAACUUCCCUGAAAAGUUGCAUAUCACGGGGGCUAUUUGAUGCUAAUGCAGUACGCCACAGGAUGUUUUUGUGCUGGUCAAGGGCAGUCAAGUCUGAGGAGAACCAGGGGCUAUAUCUGUUCUUAGUUCUGUAUUUUUUUAAUGGGGCAUGUCUAUUUAAGAUUGAGAGGAAAUUACUUUUAAAGAACAACCAGGCAUCCUCUACUGACUGAAUGAGAUCUAUAUCCAUCCAGGAUACCUGGGCCAGGUCAAUUAGGAAGGCCUGCUCGCUGAAGUGUUUUUGGGAGCGUUUGACAGUGAUGAGGGGUGGUCGUUUGACCGCGGACCCGUUACGGACGCAGGCAAUAAGGCAGUGAUCGCUGAGAUCCUGGUUGAAGACAGCGGAGGUGUAUUUAGAGGGUAAGUUAGUCAGGAUGAUAUCUAUGAGGGUACCCAUGUUUACGGAUUUAGGGUUGUACCUGGUAGGUUCGUUGAUAAUUUGCGUGAGGUUGAGGGCAUCUAGCUUGGAUUGUAGGAUGGCUGGGGUAUUAAGCAUAUCCCAAUUUAGGUCACCAAGCAGUACGAACUCUGAGGAUAGAUGGGGGGCAAUCAAUUCACAUAUGGUGUCCAGGGCACAGCUGGGGGCUGAGGGGGGUCUGUAGCAAGCGGCAACAGUGAGAGAUUUAUUUCUGGAAAGGUGGAUUUUCAGAAGUAAAAGCUCAAACUGUUUGGGCACAGACCUGGAUAGUAUGAUGGAGCUCUGCAGGCUAUCUCUACAGUAGAUUGCAACUCCACCCCCUUUGGCAGUUCUAUCUAGACGGAAAAUGUUAUAGUUGGGGAUGGACAUUUCAGAAUUUUUGGUGGCCUUCCUAAGCCAGGAUUCAGACACUGCUAGAACAUCAGGGUUGGCGGAGUGUGCUAACGCAGUGAAUACAGUAAUCCCUCGUUUAUCGCGGGGGUUACGUUCCGAAAAUGACCCGCGAUAAGUGAAAUCCGCGAAAUAGAAAACUUUUUUUUUUUACAAUUAGCAACUAUUACAUGUAUACAAAUACAGUGACUCACGUGUAGGCCGUUUCACUGCUCUUCAGACUGGGCCGCUGCAUCCUGACUGCGCUCUGCAGUGUUCUCUUCUUCUGAAGCCCGCGGUGCAGGUGUGUUUGUUCGGGAGAAGAACAUAGUGAUAGGCAGCUGUUGUCGCUCUUUUUUCUUCUUUGCAAAAAGAUCCUUGUACACCGACAUGCCACCAUCGAUUACGUUGGAGAACUGUAAUGAACGGCUCAUCAAAGGGUCCCAUUCCUCAGCUACUCGCUUAAGUUCAGUGGCCAUUCGCACCAUGGUUGCUAAGCGACCAAGCGUUAGUCCUUCCUCCUCAUCUCUCUUGUCCUCUUCUCCCUCUUCUCUUUCAUCGUCGCUUUGUGGCUUUGUCAUUUACCUUCCCUUAGCAUGUCCAGAAGUUUAACUUUAUCUGAGAUAGGUAGCAUCUUCCGCCGUUUGGGCCCAUCCGCAGGUGCUUUUGUCGGUCCAGGCCGUUUCGUCGACAUUAUGGGUUUAGGAGAUGUUCGAAAUUACAAGAUAAUUUGGCCAACUUAAUGUAAAUUUGCCAAGCUGUUUUAUGUACGUACACAUAACUGCACGAGACGACAAAAUGAUAGCACAAUUCGUAGCAUGUUUUGAUACAAGAAGCGGGAGUGAGUUUUUAGCGAAUCAGAAUGCAGAGCACAAUGCACCAAAAAAAAAAAAAAUGCAUUAUGAAAAUCCGCGAAAUAGCGAAUCCGCGAUAAGUGAACCGCGAAGUGGCGAGGGAUCACUGUAACUCAAAUUUAGGAAGGAGGCUUCUGAUAUUUAUGUGCAGAAAACCAAGACUUUUACGGUUACAGAAGUCAACAAAUGAUAGCUCCUGGGGAGUAGGAGUGAUACUGGGGGCUGCAGGGCCUGGGUUAGCCUCUACAUCACCAGAGGAACAGAGGAGGACUAGAAUAAGGAUACGACUAAAGGCUUUAAGAACUGGUCUUCUAGUGCGUUGGGUACAUAGAAUAAAGGGGGCAGAUUUCCGGGCGUUGUAGAAUAGAUUCAGGGCAUUAUGUACAGAAAAGGAUAUGGAAGGAUAUGAGUACAGUUCAGGUAAUCCUAAGUGUUGGGUAACAAUGAAAGAGAUAGCGUCAUUGGAGGCAUCGAUUGAGCCGGUCUCGGCGUGUAUGGGGGGAGGAACAAAGGAACUAUAUGAGACAGUUUGAGAGGGACUAGGGGUUCUACAUUGAAAUUGUAUAAUAAGAACUAACCCAAACAGCAAUAGGCAAGGCAUAAUUGACAUGGGAGAGAGGCAUAAAGCAGUCACGUGUUAUUAGAGAACAUGGCUCCACGAUAUGAUUCACCGUUACUUUUUAUCUUUAAGUUGUGAUUAUGAUACUGUCAUCAGGAUGUUUCCAUUAUACAUCAAUUUUCAGCAAUACCAUUUGUUCCCUGAUAAUUAGAUUAUACAGUAUACCUGGUUUGCUUAGACACCAUGGUCUUCUGAACAUCCCUCUCUGUGAUCUGAUCUGACCUGUAGCAGAUGAACCCUGAGAUGCAGGAAGAGCUGCUGAUGCUGCUGCGUAACCAGCAGAGGGAACUAGCGGAUCUCCGUCAGAGUCAGCUGGAGCUGCUGCAGAGAGUGACGGGCCACAUGGACGCUGUGCAGAGCUCUGUCAUAGCCCAUGUAGAGCACGUCAUGGUCAGCCAGCAGGAGCACGAACGUAUCCUUACAACUGGGACAUGUCACAAAUUACAAUCAGUGCCAACUCCAAGACCUCCCUCUGUAGUGGUACCAUUGAAAAUUAUUUAGUUUGGUAUGAUCACUGCGAUAUACACUGAAAUAUACGCCAAAAGUAUGUGGACACUCCUUCAAAUUAGAUGAUUCGGCUAUUUCAGCCACACCCGUUGCUGACAGGUGUAUAAAAUCAAGCACACAGCCAUGCAAUCUCCAUAGACAAACGUACUGAAGAGCUCAGUGAAAUCUUAACACUACAGCAAACAAUGACAUUCUAGACAAUUCUGUGCUUCCAACUUUGUGGAAACAGUUUGGGGUAGGCCCUUUCCUGUUUCAGCAUGACAAUGCCCCCGUGCACAAAGCGAGGUACAUACAGAAAUUGUUUGUUUAGAUCGGUGUAGAAGAACUUGAUUGGCCUGCACAGAGCCCUGACCUCAACCCCAUCGAACACCUUUGGGAUGAAUUGGAUCGCCGACUGCGAGCCAGGCCUAAUCGCCCAACAUCAGUGCCCGACCUCACUAUUGCUCUUGUGGCUGAAUGGACGCAAGUCCCCGCAGCAAUAUUCCAACAUCUAGUGUAAAGCCUUCCCAGAAGAGUGGAGGCUGUUAUAGCGGCAAAGGGGGGACCAACUCCAUAUUAAUGCCCAUGAUUUUGGAAUGAGAUAUUCGACAAGAAGGUGUCCACAUACCUUUGGCCAAAUAUUGUAAAGGGCAGUGUUUUGAAUGCAGGUAUUGUAGUUUAAAUGGAUAAAAAUUCACAUGAAUAAAGAUGCUUUUCACAUCUAGAAAGGUGCCUAAUUAAAGCUGCAAUAUGUAACUUCUCAGGCGAUCUGACCCAAAUCAAAUUUUAUUUGCCUCAUGCGCCGAAUACAACAGGUGUAGACAUUACCGUGAAAUGCUUACUUACAGCCCUUAACCAACAAUGCAUUUAUUUUUUAAUAAAAAAGUAAAAUAAAACAACAACAAAAAGUGUAAUUAAAGAGCAGAAGUAAAAUAAAAUAACGUACUGGACAAAGAUGUUUUCUUUAACGAGUCAGACGAAAAUUAUUUUCUUAAGACACCCGACAAGGCCCAAAUCCCCGUCAUUCGCAUGAGAGAGAGACCGAGAUACCGGGGACGUAGGUCGGGGUGCUUUGUAAGGAUCCGACGGCGAGUGGGUAAUCUGCAUCUACCAUCAGUCCUAUUAGCCAACGUACAAUCAUUGGAUAACAAAAUAGACGAACUACGAUCACAGAUAUCCUACCAACGGGACAUUAAAAACGAGCUUAUGUUUCACUGAGUUGUGGCUAAAUGACGAAAUGGAUAACAUACAGCUGGCGGGAUAUACGCUACAUCGUCAAGAUGGAACAGCUGCCUCCGGUAAGACGAGGGGUGUAUAUUUCUAAACAACAGCUGGUGCGCGAUGUCUCAUAAACUGUAGACCACACUAUUUACCAAGAGAGUUUUUUUCUAUAUUUUUCGUAGCUGUCUAUUUACCACCACAAAUCGAUGCUGGCAAUAAGACCGCACUCAAUGAGCUGUAUAAGGCCAUAAGCAAAUAGGAAAACGCUAAUCCAGAGGUGGCGCUCCUAGUGGCCGAGGACUUUAAUGCAGGGAAACUUAAAUCAGUUUGACCUAAUUUCUACCAACAUGUUAAAUGUGCAACCGGAGGGAAAAAAACUCUAGACCACCUUUACUUCACACACAGACGCGUACAAAGCUCUCCCUCGCCCAAAUCUGACCAUAACUCUAUCCUCCUGAUUCCUGCUUACAAGUAAAAACUAAAGCAUGAAGCACCAGUGACUCGGUCAAUAAAGAAGUGGUCAGAUGACACAGAUGCUACGCUACACGACUGUUUUGCUAGCAGAGACUGGAAUAUGAUCCGAGAUUCUUCCGAUGGCAUUGAGGAGGACACCACAUCAGACACUGGCUUCAUCAAUAAGUGCAUCAAUGACGUCGUCCCCACAGUGACCGUACGUACAUACGCCAACCAGAAGCCAUGGAUUAAAGGCAACAUCCGCACUGAGCUAAAGGGUAGAGCUGCCGCUUUCAAGGAGCGGCACUCUAACCCGGACGCUUAUAAGAAAUUCUGCUAUGCCCUCCGACGAACCAACAAACAGGCAAAGCUUGUCGGAUGUGGCAGGGCAUGCAAACUAUUACGGACUACAAAGGGAAGCACAGCCGCGAGCUGCCAAGUGACACGAGCGUACCAGACGAGCUAAAUUACUUCUAUGCUCGUUUUGAGGCAAGCAACACUGAAGCAUGCAUGAGAGCAUCAGCUGUUCCGGACGACCGUGUGAUCACGCUUUAAACAGGUCAACAUUCACAAGGCCGCAGGGCCAGACGGAUUACCAGAAGGUGUACGCCGAGCAUGCGCUGACCAACUGGCAAGUGUCUUCACUGACAUUUUCAACUUGUCCCUGACUUAGUCUGUAAUACAAACAUGUUUCAAGCAGACAACCAUAGUCCCUGUGCCCAAGAACACUAAGGUUAACCUGCCUAAAUGACUACAGACCCGUAGCACUGACGUCUAUAGCUAUGAAGUGCUUUGAAAGGCUGGUCAUGGCUCACAUCAACACCAUUAUCCCAGAAACCUUAGACCCACUCCAAUUUGCAUACCGCCCCAGCAGAUCCACAGAUGAUGCAAUCUCAAUUGCACUCCACACUGCCCUUUCCCACCUGAACAAAAGGAACACCUACGUGAGAAUGCUAUUCAUUGACUACAGCUCAGCGUUCAACACCAUAGUGCCCUAAAAGCUCAUCACUAAGCUAAGUACCCUGGGACUAAACACCUCUGCAACUGGAUCCUGGACUUCCUGACGGGCCGCCACCAGGUGGUUAGGGUAGGCAACAGCAUCUGCCACGCUGAUCCUCAACACGGGGGCCCCUCAGGGGUGCGUGCUCAGUCCCCUCCUGACAACGAUCAGGCAGCCUAUAGGGAGGAGGUCAGAGACCUGGCCGUAUGGUACCAGGAUAACAAACUCUCCCUCAACGUGAUCAAGACAAAGGAGAUGAUUGUGGACUACAGGAAAAGGAGGACCGAGCGCGCCCCCAUUCUCAUUGACGGGGCUGUAGAGGAGCAGGUUGAGAGCUUCAAGUUCCUUGGUGUCCACAUCGCCAACAAACUAUCAUGGACCAAACACACCAAGACUGCAGUGAAGAGGGCAUGACAAAGCCUAUUCCAUUUACAUUUACAUUUACGUCAUUUAGCAGACGCUCUUAUCCAGAGCGACUUACAGUUAGUGAAUACAUAUAUAUAUAUAUAUAUAUAUAUAUAUAUAUAUAUAUAUAUAUAUAUAUAUUUUUAUACUGGCCCCCCGUGGGAAUCGAACCCACAACCCUGGCGUUGCAAACGCCAUGCUCUAUCAACUGAGCUACAUCCCUGCCGGCCAUUCCCUCCCCUACCCUGGACGACGCUGGGCCAAUUGUGCGCCGCCCAUGAGUCUCCCGGUCGCGGCCGGUUGCGACAGAGCCUGGAUUCGAACCAGGAUCUCUAGUAGCACAGUUAGCACUGCGAUGCAGUGCCUUAGACCACUGCGCCACUCAGGAGACUGGAGACAGUACACUUCCUUCCUUUUUCCUAUUCCCCCUCAGGAGACUGAAAAGAUUUGGCAUGGGUCCUCAGAUUCUCUAAUAAUUCUACAGCUGCACCAUCGAGAGCAUCCUGACUGGUUGCAUCACUGCCUGGCAUGGCAGCUGAUCGGCCUCCGACCGCAAGGCACUACAGAGGGAGUGCGUACGGCCCAGUACAUCACUGUGGCCAAACUUCCUGACAUCCAGGACCUCUAUACCAAGUGGUGUCAGAGGAAGACCCUAAAAAUGGUCAAAGACUCCAGCCACCCUAGUCAUAGACUGUUCUCUCUGCUACCGCACGACAAGUGGUACCGGAGCGCAAAAGUCUAGGUCCAAAAGGCUUCUCAACAGCUUCUACCCCCAAGCCAUAAGACUCCUGAACAGCUAAUCAAAUGGCUACCCAGACUAUUUGCAUUGUCCCACCCCACCUCCUCUUUUACGCUGCUGCUACUCUGUUUAUUAUCUAUGCAUAGUCACUUUAAAUCUACUUACAUGUACAUAUUACCUCAAUAACCUCGACUAACCUGUGCCCCCGCACAUUGACUCUGUACCGGUACCGCCUGUAUAUAGCCUCCCUACUGUUAUUUUAUUUUACUGCUGCUCUUUAAGUAUUUAUUUUUUACUUGACACUAAUUUUUCUUAACUGCAUUGUUGGUUAAGGGCUUGUAAGUAAGCAUUUCACUGUAAGGUUUACACCUGUUGUAUUUCGCGCGUGACAAAUACAAUUCUAUUUGCAUAUUGUAUCUUUAAGGCCAUAGUUUUGUUGCAGAAGCACAUCCUCAUCAACCCACCACACAAGUUGCUCUGUGUUUGAUCCUUGACCCGGCAUUGAUUCUCAGAGAGGAGAAUGGAGAGAAUCCUAGCUGAGGGACACAACCGUAACCAGCAACUCCAGGAGCAUCUCUCCCAGCAGCUGGCUCAAACUCUCAACAACACCCUGUGUAACCGUCUGGACAAGACUCUCCGAGAGGAGAUGAAGAAGACCGUUCCUCCCAGUCAGUACACUUCCUUCCUUUUUCCUAACUUAUUUGAUAGUUUUUAUCAAAUAAAGUGUUUAACUGUGUAUAAUCAAUGUGAGGUAAAUGUUUGGCCUUGCUACUUCACAGCUAUCAUCAAGAGUCUGGAGCCUGUUACUGCCCAGAUGAGUAACACCAUCGCUGCUAAGCUGACAGCUGUGGAGGCAGCACUGAAGGAGAAUGUUAGCAAAGUCGUCAAGUCAAAGGUUAGUGGCAACAAAUUCAGAUCAUUGUCUCUAGACCAGUGUUUCCCAAAGACCCGAUGUGGUGUUGCCUGAUUUGAAAAUGGGGUUGCGAGAGAAACUCUGGGGAAGAAAAAAAUAUGCGCUGCUUAGUUCAUAGAACCACGUCACGUGACUUACCUUCGAUAUUCACUUAUAGCAGUUGUGACAGCGGUUUCGGUUUUCUUCCUACAAAUGUGGCUCAACGUUUUUAACAAUGGGGGCUAUAAGCUAUUAUGACCCCAUUUUCUGAAGGCUAAGACACGCACAUGUUUUAUCUUUCCCUCUACAAUACUCACAAGCCCUGCAGGAGUUGUUAGAACAGAGUGGACAGGACCAUGCGCCAAAUGACUGGGGAGAGGAAAGAACAUCAUCAUUGAAAGCAAUGAUGUUAUUUUCUACACAAAAGAUCAUACGCAAUUAUUGCCUGAUCUUCCUUGAUGUUUUCCUAAACUUUCCAAUACCUUUCUGAUGCAUUUCAGUCACUUCAAACCAAGGGUUGUAACCUGUUCAGGAACAGAACCGAAAAGAACGAAAGUGAUCUAUACCUCCGUUAUUUAAUAAUGUUAUUUUACGUUCCAGGCUUAUUAUUAUUAUUUUUUUAAUCGGAACAAAUCGUCUAUGCAAAUCUUUGCCUGUGUGUAGGCUACGUGCCCCUCCCCUCUGAAGCAUAGGUUACUGUAGCGUACUGACAACGUUACUAACGUAAUUCAGAAAUUAGGGAGAGAUGCUUAAUUAGAGAAGAAUGGAUUGACUUUUUAAAUGAUAGUUAAGGAUACUAUAAUUAUCAUGUUUCACAUUUGAUUUAUUACCUACAAAAGGGUAAGACGUGUUUUAAUUCUUGUGCUACUCUGAAAACACAAGCUUGUUAGCUUGCUAGCUAACGUUGGCUCAGGUCCAACGUUAAACCAACUCGGAAGUUCAAAGACAAUCAAAGUUCCUCCAUAGAAGCCACUCCUUGUAGGUAUACAGUGGCUUGUGAAAGUAUUGCCUUAGAAUUUUGAAUUAAAAUUGAUUUUUGGGGGGUUUGUAUCAUUUGAUUUACACAACAUGCCUACCACUUUGAAGAUGCUAAAUAUUUUUUUGUGUCAAAUCAAAUUGUAUUUGUCACAUGCGUGAAAUACAACAGGUGUAGACCUUACAGUGAAAUGCUUACUUACAAGCCCUUAACCAACAAUGCGGUUUUAAGAAAGAAUACCAAAAACAAUCACAAAAAAUACAAUAUAAAAUAAUACAAAAUAAAAGUAACAAAUAAUUAAAGCGCCGCAGGAAAAAUAACAAUAGCGAGGCUAUAUACAGGGGGUACCGGUACCGACUCAAUGUGCGGGGGCACCAGUUAGUCGAGGUAAUUGGGGUAAUAUGUACAUGUAGGUAGAGUUAUUAAAGUGACUAUGCAUAGAUAAUAAACAGCGUAGCAGCAGCGUAAAAGAGGGGUGGGGAGGGAAUGCAAAUAGUCUGGGUAGCCAUUUGAUUAGAUGUUCAGGAGUCUUAUGGUUUGGGGGUAGAAGCUGUUUAGAAGCCUCUUGGACCUAGACUUGGCGCUCCGGUACCGCUUGCCGUGCGGUAGCAGAGAGAACGGUCUAUGGCUAGGGUGGCUGGAGUCUUUUGACCAUUUUUAGGGCCUUGCUCUGACACUGCCUGGUAUAGAGGUCCUGGAUGGCAGGAAGCUUGGCCCCAGUGAUGUACUUGGCCGUACGCACUACCCUCUGUAGUGCCUUGCGGUCAGAGGCCGAGCAGUUGCCAUACCAAGCAGUGAUGCAACCAGUCAGGAUGCUCUCGAUGGUGCAGCUGUAGAAUCUUUUGAGGACCUGAGGACCCAUGCCAAAUAUUUUCAGUCUCCUUAGGUGGAAUAGGUUUUGUCGUGCCCUCUUCACGACUGUCUUGGUGUGCUUUGACCAUGUUAGUUUGUUGGUGAUGUGGACACCAAGGAACAUGAAGCUCUCAACCUGCUCCACUACAGCCCCGUCUAUGAAAAUGGGGAGUGCUCGGCCCUCUUUUUUUUCCCCUGUAGUCCACAAUCAUCUCCUUUGUCUUGAUCACGUUGAGGGAGAGGUUGUUGUCCUGACACUACACGGCCAGGUCUCUGACCUCCUUCCUAUAGGCUGUCUCGUCGUUGUCGGUGAUCAGGCCUACCACUGUUGUGUCAUUGGCAAACUUAAUGAUGGUGUUGGAGUCGUGCCUGGCCAUGCAGUCAUGAGUGAACAGGGAGUACAGGAGGGGACUGAGCAAGCACCCCUGAGGGGCCCCCGUUACCUACCCUUACCACCCGGGGGCGGCCCGUCAGGAAGUCCAGGAUCCAGUUGCAGAAGGUGUUUAGUCCCAGGGUCCUUUUUCAUGGUGCUGCUGGCUUGGUGGUGCCCCUUGCUUAGUGGUGUUGCAGACUCUGGGGCCUUUCAGAACAGGUGUGUGUAUAUAUACUGAGAUCAUGUGACACUUAGAUUGCACACAGGUGGACUUUAUUUAACUAAUAUGUGACUUCUGAAGGUAAUUGGUUGCACCAGAUCUUAUUUAGCAAAGGGGGUGAAUAAAAUGCACACACCACUUUUCCGUGAUUUGUUUUUCAUUUCACGUCACCAAUUUGGACUGUUUUGUGUAUGUCCAUUUACAUGAAAUCCAAAUAAAAAUCCAUUUAAAUUACAGGUUGUAAUGCAACAAAAUAGGAAAAACGCCAAGGGGGGAUAUGAAUACUUUUGCAAGGCACUGUAAUUCUGUGGGCAUAAUUCAGAUAAUGCAUGUCAUAACAAGAUAUCCAGCGUUUCAAGGCAAGCUUCCUCAUUCUCACUUGCUCUCGCCUCACUCUCAAAAUUUAAGUUGCAUCUCGCGCCCUACACUGUGACUGGCAGCACAGUGUGUUUGUCUUUCAUUAUGAUUAAAACAUGCUGUUACGGCAAAAUACAAUUUGCUCUUAACGACUUUCCUAUACAGAUUAAGUCGCUUACCCGCUUCACAGCAAGCUGAUCUAUCUGCACUGAUUGGUGAAGUAAUUGAAUGUUGAGCUAAAUGUGUAAAAAAAAUAGUAUAUUUCAGAGGUUUUAAAAGGAAUUAUUUUAACUGGUACUUUUGGUUCGAACCAGUUCAAAACGUUAUUUUGCUAGUCGGAACAGUGGAACGAAACAAACAAAGUAAUGGUUCUGUUCGUAACGAAACGAUUGGAAAAUAAUUUAGGUUCCAACCCCUGCUUCUCAAACUAUACUUCCUUCAGAUUUAAUUUGAAAUACUCUCAAAAAUAUUGUCGGACUGAUUUGUAAUUGUUAUGAUGAGUUUCUGGUAUUGAGAAGUUCAGAAUGCAAGAGAGUAUGUUACACAGAUGGAGAUUGGUUUCAGUCAUCAUUUAAUGGUCACUAUUGGAUUUAAUGACAGGGGGUACGGACAUAGCCUCCUGCCAUCUGAAUGACUUCUAUACAAAAUCUCUCAUCUUAUAUAAUGCCAUUCCAAUCUACUUUUAUCCCACACAGUUGCUACUAACCAGCAUUGAGUGUCACUCAUCCACCACCAUAUCCACCUACUUGGUAUAAUGUGGCACCCUAGCCAGGCCAUUCCAUCACGCACCUAUCCUCAGAUUUGCAACAGGGGCCCCCAAUCUAUCUUGGCACACUGACCUUCUGUUCCUCACUCGUGACACCAAUAACACAUGAUGUGUCCUUGUUCUCUGUCCACAUACAGCUUCAUACAUUAAUGAAUAUUGUGUCACAAAUCAUCAUAACAGUAAUAUACUGUCAUAGCCCGAAAUUAAAAACAUUGGCUGUUGAUUACAUCACUUUUUCACACAGUGGGGCUGCAAAAGAUUUCUGAUAUCAAAAUGGGGUUGUGGGACAAAGUUAAAAAUGCCCUCUGCUCUAGAGCCUAGGUUGGUCAUUGGAUCAAAGGAUGUAAAGUAAUCUCAUAGCUCACUUAUUCACUCUUCAGUCAAAAUGCACACAUAACAAUUACUUUAUCCCUUUCUGUGCAGAACACCACAGAUGCUAUCGGCCGGGCAGCUGCCGAGGCAAUGCAGGGGCCUAUCCAGGCUGCCUACAAGGAUGCGUUCCAGAGCAUUGUGCUGCCUGUGUUUGAGAGGGGCUGCCAGUCUAUGUUCCAGCAGAUCAAUGACAGCUUCAAGCAGGGCACCCAUGAGUGUAUGACAAUCCUAUUACUAACUGUUAACCCUCAGCAUUUCAGGCUGUUUCUUCACUUUCACCCGAGAGCAAGGUUAAAGACGUAGCCUACUUUUUAACUUGCUGCAUUUGUCAUAUGUCUAUUUUAAGAAGAGCAGUGGGCUUUGUAUGCAUUGAUAAACAUUUGCUAUAUUAGUUUUUUCAGCUGAUUUUUAAAUUGUGCUAAACGCACAUCUGAAUAUGCCUGACAGAUCUUUCUGUGUCGUACUGAGGAUGUUUGUUUGUUUUCCUCUGUAGAUAUCCAGCAACUGGAGACCCAUGUGAAGAACAGGAAGCAGCAUGAGCAGGAGGCACGGGACCCUAUGAUUGGCCAGCUGCAGCAGAUGAUUGACACGUUCCAGAAUUCUACGGAUCAGCUGGCCACCACCGUCACAGCAGGGGUCCGCUCUGAGGUCCAGCACCAGCUCCACAUGACGGUGGGAAAGUAAGUCCGGCCAACAAAGCUUUUUAUCUUUUUUAUAAGUGAUUGAUCAGACAUACCCAAUAGAUGCCUUAGCAAGCCGUUUGGGUUGCCAUAUUGAGUGGCUGUGUAAUGGAUUGGUUGAGUAGAAAAACAAACACCUUAAUCCUGGGCUUAAUUUCGAUUUAACCACAAAUUGUGCAAAGCAAUUAAUGACAUAGUGCUUGAGUUUAUAUAGUUUCUUAGGUUGGACUGAAUAACUUUUUGUAAGUGUUUUGGAUCGUAAAAAUGUGUUUUCAGGCAUUUAGAGUGCAUUCGGAAAGUAUUCAGACCCCUUGACCUUUUCCACAUUUUGUUAAAUUACAGCCUUAUUCUAAAAUGGAUUAAAUAGUUUACCCCCCUCAUCAAUCUACACACAAUACCCUUUCCAAACAAAAACAGGUUUGUAGACAUUUUUGCAAAUGUAUUUUUAAAAAAACAUGAAAAUUAUUAUAUUUACAUAAGUAUUCAGACCCUUUGCUCUGUACUUUUUUAACGCACCUUUGGCAGUGAUUACAGCCUCAAAUAUUAUUGGGUAUGAAGCUUGACAGACCUAUAUUUGGGGAGUUUCUCUCAUUCUUCUCUGCAGAUCCUCUCAAGCUCGGUCAGGUUGGAUAGGCAGCUAUUUGCAGGUCUCUCCAGAGAUGUUUGAUCGGGUUCAAGUCAGGGCUCUGUCUGGGCCACUCAAGGACAUUGAGACUUGUCCCGAAGCCACUCCUGCGUUGUCUUGGCUGUGUGCUUAGGGUCGUAGUCCUUUUGGAAGGUGAACCUUCGCCCCAGUCUGAGCGCUCUGGAGCAGGUUUUCAUCAAGGAUCUCUCUGUACUUUGCUACGUUAAUCUUUCCCUCGAUCCUGACUAGUCCCCCAGCCGCUGAAAAACGUACCCCCAGGAUGAUGCUGCCACCACUUUGCUUCACCGUAGGGAUGGUGCCAGGUUUCCUUCAGACGUGACGUUUGGCAUUCAGGCCAAAUAGUUCAAUCUUGGUUUCAUCAGACCAGAGAAUCUUGUUUCUCACGGUCUUAGAAUCCUUUAGGUGCGUCUUGGCAAACUCCAAGCAGGCUGUCGUGCCUUUUACUGUGGAGUGGCUUCCGUCUGGCACUCUACCUUAAAGGCCUGAUUGGUGGAGUGCUGCAGAGAUGGUUGUCCUUCUGGAAGGUUGUCCCAUCUCCAUAGAGGAGCUCUGUCAGUGACCAUCGGGUUCUUGGUCACAUCCCUGAACAAGGCCCUUUUCCCCCGAUUGCUCAGUUUGGCCGGGCAGCCAGCUCUACGAAGAGUCUUGGUGGUUCCAAACUUCUUCUGCUUUUAAGAAUGAUUGAGGCCACUGUGUUCUUGGACCUUCAAUGCAGCAGAAAUGUUUUGGUACCCUUCCCCAUAUCUAUGCCUCGACACAAUCCUGUCUUGGAGUUCUACGGACAAUUCCUUCGACCUCAUGGCUUGGUUUUUGCUCUGAUAUGCUGUGGGACCUUUAUAUAGACCGUUGUAUGCCUUUCCAAAUCAUGUCCAAUCAAUUGAAUUUACCACAGGUGGACUCCAAGUUGUAGAAACAUCUCAAGGAUGAUCAAUGGAAACAGGAUGCACCUGAGCUCAAUUUCGAGUCUCAUAGCAAAGGGUCUGAAUACUUAUGUAAAUAAGGUAUUUCCAUUCUUAGUUGUUGUUUUUUUGCAAAAAUGUCUAAACCUGUUUUCGCUUUGUCAUUGUGGGUUAUUGUGUGUAGAAUGAUGAGGGGGAAACAUUUAUUUAAUCCAUUUUAGAAUAAGGCUGUAACGUAACAAAAUGUGGAAAAAGUCUAGGGGUCUGAAUACUUUCCAAAUGCACUGUAAAUGUUUUGAUAGUAUUCCUUGGUUAUAGAACUGUGCCUGUUUGCUUCUGUCCUGCAUCCAGCCUGCAGGAAUCGAUCCUGACCCAGGUGCAGCGCAUAGUGAAGGGUGAGGUGAGCAUGGCCAUGAAGGAGCAGCAGGCAGCUGUGACCUCCAGCAUCAUGCAGGCCAUGCGCUCUGCUGCAGGCACGCCCAUCCCUACCGCACACCUGGACUACCAGGCCCAGCAGGCCAACAUCCUGCAGCUGCUGCAGCAGGGACAGCUCAACCAGGCCUUCCAACAGGUGAGGGUCCUGCUCCCCGAUGCACCUCCAUAGGCUUGGGCAGUAUACUGUGACAUGUAUAGCGGGGUAUUUGGGGAAAAAACACGGUAUGGUUUUUCAUUACCGUCAAAACUAUUUAAAAACUACGUUUUUCAAGUAAUUUGAAUAUUUGAAGCUACUUUUUAAGUUGAUACCUGCAGUCAACUUGUGCAAUAUGUUAGGAGAUAAAGCAGAUUGCAUUCUUCAUUUCACCUGUCACAUUAUUUUACAUUAUGACGCUUACUGUAGUUCCCCAGAACAGUUGAGCCAGUCACGUGUUUGUUUGUAAAUAGCACAACGGGAGAAAGCAGGAGCUGGUGAGUCCAUAGCGUUCUAUAUGUAUAGGCAAUUCUCUGUUGUGCGGCGCACAUGAGGUGAUGAAGUUACACUUGUAUGCAAUUCACUACUAAAUGUUUGCCAUCAGAUAUCUUAAAAUGGCUUUUUGCCUGAAGUCAAAGAACUCUGGAUGAGUUAUAUGUACAGUUGCAAUUUUUUCCCUACUACCGUUUUUUUCUCCUCCAUUCUUCUCCCCUCUGCUCCGUGUACACAUGCUGCUCUUCCUUCAGAAAAGCAUGCAUCACAACUUUGUUCAUUUGCACAAUUUAUCUCGUUCGCUUGUAAAUGUCCACACUCACCGAAAAUGACAUUUGGUAGCUACUAGCUAUGCUUGUAUAACUUUGAGCUGGAUUUGCCCGUCUUUGCAAUUAGUUAUGUUUGUUUUCGCACGUUAGCAUUUAGCUAACAGCAUCUAUGUGAUUUCGUUGUUAGUUUGUUAUAAUUUUGUUAGUAUUCUGGUAAGAGGCACAAUGGGCUUUUCUUGCCUUUUUAGCGCCCCUUGUGUACUAUGCCGGUAAUACUGUAAAUCCCGGGAUGAGAAAAGGUUGGUACAGUGGGGAAAAAAAGUAUUUAGUCAAAUCAAAUCAAAAUCAAAUUUUAUUGGUCACAUGCGCCGAAUACAACAGGUGCAGACAUUACAGUGAAAUGCUUACUUACAGCCCUUAACCAACAGUGCAUUUAUUUUUAACAAAAAAAGUAAAAAUAAAACAACAACAAAAAAAGUGUUGAGAAAAAAAAAGAGCAGAAGUAAAAUAUAAUAACUGUAGGGAGGCUAUAUAUACAGGGGGGUACCGGUGCAGAGUCAAUGUGCGGGGGCACCGGCUAGUUGUGCCACCAAUGUGCCACCAAUUGUGCAUGUUCUCCCACUUAAAAAGAUGAGAGAGGCCUGUAAUUUUCAUCAUAGGUACACGUCAACUAUGACAGACAAAAUGAGGGAAAAAAAUCCAGAAAAUCACAUUGUAGGAUUUUUUAUGAAUUUAUUUGCAAAUUAUGGUGGAAAAUAAGUAUUUGGUCAAUAACAAAAGUUUCUCAAUACUUUGUUAUAUACCCUUUGUUGGCAAUGACACAGGUCAAACGAUUUCUGUAAGUCUUCACAAGGUUUUCACACACUGUUGCUGGUAUUUUGGCCCAUUCCUCCAUGCAGAUCUCCUCUAGAGCAGUGAUGUUUUGGGGCUGUCGCUGGGCAACACGGACUUUCAACUCCCUCCAAAGAUUUUCUAUGGGGUUGAGAUCUGGAGACUGGCUAGGCCACUCCAGGACCUUGAAAUGCUUCUUACGAAGCCACUCCUUCGUUGCCCGGGCAGUGUGUUUGGGAUCAUUGUCAUGCUGAAAGACCCAGCCACGUUUCAUCUUCAAUGCCCUUGCUGAUGGAAGGAGGUUUUCACUCAAAAUCUCACGAUACAUGGCCCCAUUCAUUCUUUCCUUUACACGGAUCAGUCGUCCUGGUCCCUUUGCAGAAAAACAGCCCCAAAGCAUGAUGUUUCCACCCCCAUGCUUCACAGUAGGUAUGGUGUUCUUUGGAUGCAACUCAGCAUUCUUUGUCCUCCAAACACGACGAGUUGAGUAUUUACCAAAAAGUUAUAUUUUGGUUUCAGCUGACCAUAUGACAUUCUCCCAAUCCUCUUCUGGAUCAUCCAAAUGAACUCUAGCAAACUUCAGACGGGCCUGGACAUGUACUGGCUUAAGCAGGGGGACACGUCUGGCACUGCAGGAUUUGAGUCCCUGGCGGCGUAGUGUGUUACUGAUGGUAGGCUUUGUUACUUUGGUCCCAGCUCUCUGCAGGUCAUUCACUAGGUCCCCACGUGUGGUUCUGGGAUUUUUGCUCAUCGUUCUUGUGAUCAUUUUGACCCCACGGGGUGAGAUCUUGCGUGGAGCCCCAGAUCGAGGGAGAUUAUCAGUGGUCUUGUAUGUCUUCCAUUUCCUAAUAAUUGCUCCCACAGUUGAUUUCUUCAAACCAAGCUGCUUACCUAUUGCAGAUUCAGUCUUCCCAGCCUGGUGCAGGUCUACAGUUUCUGGUGUCCUUUGACAGCUCUUUGGUCUUGGCCAUAGUGGAGUUUGGAGUGUGACUGUUUGAGGAUGUGGACAGGUGUCUUUUAUACUGAUAACAAGUUCAAACAGGUGCCAUUAAUACAGGUAACGAGUGGAGGACAGAGGAGCCUCUUAAAGAAGAAGUUACAGGUCUGUGAGAGCCAGAAAUUUUGCUUGUUUGUAGGUGACCAAAUACUUAUUUUCCACCAUAAUUUGCAAAUAAAUUCCUUAAAAAUCCUACAAUGUGAUUUUCUGGAUUUUCUUUCCUCAUUUCGUCUGUCAUAGUUGACGUGUACCUAUGAUGAAAAUUACAGGCCUCUCUCAUCUUUUUAAGUGGGAGAACUUGCACAAUUGGUGGCUGACUAAAUACUUUUUUCCCCCACUGUAUAUGGAUACCGCCCAAGCACCUACCCAUCCCAUCAGUCUCACAGCCUCUCCAGUCCACUGCAUGGGGGGUGUCAGAGGGCAUCAUUUUAAAAUGUACCUGUGGUGUCUGAUCGUUCUCUUCUCCUCCAACCCCUCUCCCCUGUAGGCCCUGUCAGCCUCUGACCUGAACCUGGUCCUGUAUGUGUGCGAGACCAUCGACUCCCAGCAGGUGUUUGGCCAGCAUCCCUGCCCCCUGAUACAGCCAGUGCUGCUGUCCCUCAUACAGCAGCUGUCCACUAACCUGGCCACACGCUCUGAGCUCAAGAUCAGGUAUGCAUGCGCACCCACAGGAACAUGCCACAACCCACAUAGCUUUUACGCUCAAACUCUUCAUAGACCCCUCUAUGCACCCCUGCUGUAGACACUGGUUUGGUGCUGGAGACACUGGUUUGGUGCUGGAGAUAAUGAGGUUAAUGAGGAGACAAUGAGGUAGAAAAGUGGCAGAGUUGCCCUUUAAAGUUGCACUAUGCUGAAAUCGCUCCGCCCCGCCAUUUCCUGGUUGCUGAAACUCUAAUAGUUCGCCUAAUUUCUGUUUAUGUGACAAAAUAAGAUGGUACAAUUAUUCUCUACACUAUACCAUCUAAACCGCUGUGAAAUAUUUUUCCCAUAACCAAAAAUAUUGUUUCAGCUGGUUGAAGCUGGUGCACAAAAUCGAAAAUACAGUGCAUUCGGAAAGUAUUCAGACCCCUUGACUUUUUCUGCAUUUUGUUACGUUACGGCCUUAUUCUCAAAUGGAUAGAAUCGUUUUUUCCCCCUCAUCAAUCUACACACAAUACCCCAUAAUGAAAAAGCAAAAACACUUUUUUUGAAAUGUUUGCUAAUUUAUUAAAAAUAAAUAAAGGACAUUUGUUUCCAUGUACAUAAGUAUUCAGACCCUUUACUCAGUACUUUGUUGAAGCACCUUUGGCAGCUAUUACAGCCUUGAGUCUUGUGUAUGAUGCUACAAGCUUGGCACACCUGUAUUUGGGGAGUUUCUCCCAUUCUUCUCUGCAGAUCCCCUCAAACUCUUUCAGGUUGGAUGGGGAGUGACGCUGCACAGCUAUUUUCAGGUCUCUCCAGAGAUGUUAGAUCAGGUUCAAGUCCGGGCUCUGGCUGGGCCACUCAAGGACAUUCAGAGACUUAUCCCGAAGCCACUCCUGCGUUGUCUUUGCUAUGUGCAUAGGGUCGUUGUCCUGAUGGAAGGUGAACCGUCACCCCAGUCUGAGUUCCUGAGAGCUCUGGAGAAGGUUUUCAUCAAGGAUCUCUCUGUACUUUGCUCUGUUCAUAUUUCCCUCGAUCCUGACUAGUCUCCCAGUCCCUGCUGCUGAAAAACAUCCCCACAGCAUGAUGCUGCCACCACCAUGCUUCACCGUAGGGAUGGUGCCAGGUUUCCUCCAGACGUGACGCUUGGCAUUCAGGCCAAAGAGUUCAAUCUUGGUUUCAUUAGACCAGAGAAUCUUGUUUCUCAUGGUCGGCGAGUCCUUUAGGUGACUUUUGGCAAACUCCAAGCAGACUGUCAUGUGCUUUUUACUGAGGAGUGGCUUCUCUCUGGCCACUACCAUAAAGGCCUGAUUGGUGGAGUGCUACAGAAAUGGUUGUCCUUCUGGAAGGUUCUCCCAUCUCCACAGAGGAACUCUCGAGCUCUGUCAGUGACCAUCGGGUUCUUGGUCACCUCCCUGGUCAAGGCCCUUCUCCCCCGAUUGCUCAGUUUGGCAGGGGGCCAGCUCUAGGAAGAGUAUUGGUGGUUCCAAACUUCUUCCAUUUAAGAUGAUGGAGGCCACUUUAUUCUUGGGGACCUUCAAUGCAGCAGAAUUGUUUUGGUGCCCUUCCCCAGAUUUGUGCCUCGACACAAUCCUGUCUCGGAGCUCUACGGACAAUUCGACCUCAUGACUUAGUUUUUGCUCUGACAUGCACUGUCAACUGUUGGACCUUUUUAUAUAGACAGGUUAUGUGCCUUUCCAAAUCAUGUCCAAUCAGUUGCAUUUACCACAGGUGGACUCCAAGUUGUAGAAACAUCUCAAGGAUGAUCAAUGCAAACAGGAUGCACCUGUGGUAAAUGCAAUUUUGAGUCUCAUAGCAAAGGGUCUGAAUACUUUUGUAAAUAAGGUAUUUAUCUUUUUUUUUUUUUACAUUUGUAAACGUUUCUAAAAACCUGUUUUUGCUUUGUCAUUUAGACAGUAUUUAAUCAAUUUUAGAAUGAGGCUGUAACGUAACAAAGUGGAAAAAGUCAAAGGGUCUGAAUACUUUCCAAAUGCACUGUGAAAGACGCAAAAACUUAACUUAAGAACGGGAAGCAUAGAAAUAGAUCACAUAGAACAUAUCUACCGCUUCUUAGACUUACUUUCAAGUAAAAUGAUAGAUCUAUAACUCACAUGUCUGUGAAUUAGGCCGGGUCUCCCAAAAAGUUACAUAUUGCCACUUUAAGGCUCGGACACACCAGUAGCGUUUGCCGGCUUAGAGUACUUAGCACCUCUGAACAGAGCGCCGGAUAUAAUUUGCAAACCGAUUCUACAUGUAGAAUCACGCGAAAAUGUCGGCAGUCAGACGUCAGGUGGUCCCUAGUAUACCCCGCCGAACAAACUGCAGAUCAACAUUCGGUGCGGUGUGUGUGGUCCCUUAGUCACAUUUAUCAAACUGCAGCUGUAAUGCUUUAAACCCGUCUGGACCACUUAACAAAUGUGUGUUAUGGGAACAGGAUGGGCCUAUGAAUAUGGGAAUAAUGUCCAGACAAUGCCGUGCCAAGUCCCUUUUUAAUGUUCUUUUAAAAGCUCAAAUGACCAGUCUCAAUCCAGUUUGAAUUGCACCCUAAAAACUAGCAGCCUGAUACUGGCCAGCUGUUGAGAGUUCUACACCAUCUGUGGGACUGAAUCUGUGUGGGUGGUGUGGCUACUGAAGCAUUUGCAUACAGUCCAAUGCCUUAAUGCAUGGUAUGAAUGAUCUUAUGUGACCUCAAAAUUGAUGGACUGUUGCAGUGCAACUGUUUUAAACCAGGUGUGCAAGAUAUCACAGAAGAGAUGUGCUGCUCUUGAAUAUUUCAUAUCUAAUAUCAUGCACAAUUGACAUUGUGUGCAAGGGCUUUUAAGGGCAUAUCAGGUUCAGUAGAGAAGAGACCUGAUAGGGCUGUCUGUUGUUCAAGGUGGGGGGGGGUUUGUUGCUGAAAUUGGAGAGUAAUCGGGCACUUUGACCAUUGGGAGGUUAAUGGCUCUUAAACUCCAAGAUUACCAUUGAGUUAACUGUGCUUAGAGGUUUUAAAUGCAUUGGAUUGGGUCUACAGACGUAAAAUUAGAACAAUCUGAUGUGAUUCAUUUGGGUUAAGCCAUCUGGAUUGGGUUAAGGGUACAGUGCUGCUGGGUGAUCAGGGUCACAACGCUGCAUUUACUGUUUUAUUCAAGCCAUUCAAAUCUUUGCCUUCGGCUGCAAGGUAAUAUGGGUGACUGUCGGUACACGCAAGCCAAUAACACUAUUGGCUUAAAUGGUACAAUUUGAGUCUUCUGAAAGCCCACGGUAAACUUCUCUCUGUCUGUAUCAGUUACUUGGAGGAUGCUGUGAUGAACCUGGACCAUGGUGAUCCGGUGACGAGAGACCACAUGAGUACUGUGCUGUCCCAGGUCCGACAGAAGCUGAUCCAGUUCCUGCAGCAGGACCCACACAGUCCUCUCAGCAAGAGAGCCCGGCGCCUGGUGAUGAUGCUUCAGGGCCUGGUCAAUCACUAGUUCUGUACUUGAUGCCCACUGAUGGAGCCCCUUCUCUUCCUGCUCUGCUCCCAUACAGUUAGAAUAAGGUGCAUUGAGUUUCAUUGAGGUGCUGAGGGGAGCGGCAUUUAGUUAAAGAGAUGUGAAUAAUGGCUCUGAACUUCAUGUACCCUCAGCUCUCUCUGAUGCAUUGUACAUUGCAAUUGAACAUUUUGUGUGUUAUCCUAAUUUUUUAAGUGGAAAAAAAUGGCAAGAGCCGACUGGGUUUUCCCUUUUUGGACUUUUAGAUUGAAGGAUUUUUCUCAGUUUGAAACCCCCUGUUCAUCAUAAGAUCUAUGAACCUUGCCAUUCGCUUAUUUCAGUCCUUUUCCCUGUCAUAGCAGCAAGAGUUUAUUAGAGAGAAAAAAACUAUCCUAAAUGUAGACAGUCGAUAUAGAUGGAUGGGCCCUUUAUGUUCUAUUAUGUUUUCUGUAUGUUCAACCAUUCUGUUAAAUCCAAAGUUCUGACUUUAGUUCAGUAUGGUCUUUUGCUUUGAGGAACUUCUACAGUAGGCUUUGAAUCCGCACUGUUAGUAUUGUAUUAAAGCUCUUUCCGAUAUAUUAGACUGACCAUAUUACUAUGUAAAGAGGACAGGAGUAUGCUUGUGGAGUCUUAGAAACUGAAAUGGUUAUCUACUUGUACAGCUUUAUAGAGUCUAGGUCAACUCUUUUGAUGGAACCUCGAUAAAAUUCACUCAUGCCCCUGAAAAAGGUUUUUCUUUUGUGCCCCUUUUUGUUAUAUACCAACAAUCCUUAACAUUUGUAGGACUAGUAUACUUCCUCAAAUACUUAUUGAAGUAAUUAUGAUCUAUAGUAAAUGCUUCUAACAAAUGACUAUUGUUAUUGAUUAUGGCUCUUUUGCUUUAGGAUACCCAAGUAAUGUUUGUAAACCUGAUGUACUUAUCCUGGUCUCUAGAGGGCAGCCCUUUGUGAAAAUGCAAUCACAUAUUGUUUAGCAUGGUUUCUAUAGCAGCUUACAAAGUCUAGUUGGAAAGUACAACAAAACUGGGGCCCUGGCUUAAUGUUUUUGAAGUUAUAAUUUGUCUUCUAAACAAGUUUAAUUUGUUUUAGCUAGGUACCGACCUUUGACACGCCAAUGUUGGGUUGCAUUAUGAACGUCAACUGCACAAUGCCUGCUCUGCCACUGUGGUCAGUUUGUAACCAUUCAAGUUGCACCGAGUCAAGUGAAUAAGACUUUGUAGGUUUUCCAUCUCAAACCCUUCAUGUGCUACAAAACCUUUAUAGUAAGUGCCUUAUUGUACUUCACUCAAGGGAAUUUGCCCUCCACCACCUUUAGAAGCUGUUGUGCCAUUUGUAAACCAACUAUUUGCCUGACUGUAAAAGAGUGGGUUACUGGGCGUUUACGCACCUCUCAUCAAUGUCUUCUUUUGCAAACAAGGGCUCAAAUGGCACAGCGAGAGAUAAUCUGUGCAUUAGAUAUACAAACAUUAUUUGACAAUAGAGGCUUGCUAGAAUACGUUUUCAAUGCUUGGUUAUGUGAUUCCACUUUACUGAAGGAGUGAUAGGCAAUGUUUAAACCCAUUCUAAACUUGUCUAGCUUAUACCAAAAUGUCAAUCUCUGCUAUUCAUAUCUUGCCGUCUAAUUGCAAGGACAGUUAUUAUUGAUGACGGUCCUGGUGUCAUCUGUUUAAGAUUCCUUUCUUAAACCUAAAACGGAUAAGGUGUCAUAGGGCGGUGUGAGCUAAGCUUGGAGGUGUUUCUUACCAUUCCGUACACUGCACAUUAGUCCUGAGACAUACAUUUACAUUUUAGUCAUUUAGCAGACGCUCUUAUCCAGAGCGACUUACAGGAGCAAUGCUUAUAUAACUAGGCCAGAAUGCUUGUUUUAGUUUUACCAUAGUAGUGGUUGGUGUGAUGAUCACCUUUGGCGGUCCAAUUUAUUUAACAUGACUUGUUGAAAGGUGAUUCCCAACUCCAGUUUUUCUUUACUUCAAUUAUUGAGUUUCAUCAGUGAACACUACACUGAGUGUACAAAACGUUAAGAACACCUUCCUAAUAUUAAGUUGCACACAGAUCAGCCUCAAUUCAUCUGGGCAUGGACUCUACAAGGUGUCGAAAGCAUUCCACAGGGAUGCUGGCCCAUGUUUACUCCAAUGCUUCCCACAGUUGUCAAGUUGGUUGGAUGGCCUUUGGGUGGUGGACCAUUGUUGAUAGACAAACUGUUGAGCAUGAAAACCCCCAACAGUGUUGCAGUUCUUGACACUAACCGGUGUGCCUGGCACCUACUACCAUACCCUGUUCAAAGGCACUCCAAUCUUUUGUCUUGCCCAUUCACCCUAUGAAUGGCAAACAUACACAAUCCAUCUCUCAAAUGCUUAAAAAUCCUUUAACCUGUCUCCUCCCCUUCAGCUACACUGAUUUUGAAGUGGAUUUAACAAGUGGCAACAAUAAGGGAUCAUAGCUUUCACCUGGAUUCACCUGGUCAGUCUGUCAUGGAAAGAGCAGGUGUCCUUAAUGUUUUGUACACUCACUGUAUUGCCAGAUCAUUUUAAGCUGCUGAUUUGAUUGAUAGGCAAAAUGCUAGGCAUGCCUUCAGGGAUGGGUGACAUUUAUGGGGGUGGGGGCCUAAAAAAAAUCUGAACUCAUGAUGGGCUGCAUUUGCUCACGAGUCUGCGUACCCCCCCCCCCCCCCAAAAAAAAAAAUGUUGCAGUUUUAAAGCAAAUUUCAAUGGGGUGGAGAGAAUAUUUUUGCUAUUUUUAAUAUGGUUUCUCAGCAACACAAACAAAAUAAAUGGGGGCCCCGGCUGGUAAAUCGAACAUGAUACACUUACAUAUCUGUCCUUUUAAACUAAUUUAACAAUGUAAAAAAAAUUGUUGCUGACAUGCACUAAUUGAUUGACUAUCAGUGACUGACAUAAGAGUAAAACUGCAGCUGCACAACCAAAUGUCGAAACUGCACCUUGUUUAGUCACGUAUUCUAACUCGCAACGGUAAAUUGAGACCCUAACUGAGUUCCUUUUUGGGGGGGGGAAUUGAUUCGCGGGCCUUCAAAAGUUGCCCAUCCCUGCUCUGGAGGAACCAUGCAUAAAAAGACAAACCACUAUCUUCAAGGUUAUAAGCCAUCUGUUUUAGCAAGCCACAAAGCUGUGUAAAGCAGACAUGAAUGUCGUUUAUUUUUCUCCACAAGGUUGGGAGUUAGAGGACGAAUCUGCCUGUGGUCGGGUAGGUAGACUGUCCAAUCUUUAUUGUACUGAAAGUUACAUGUCUGGAUUACUGGAAACGGACCCUUUUCACUAAGUGUUCGAGUCACUUAAACUAAUGUUCAUCUGGAAUAGCAGUUGUGACCUGAAGUGUAAAAGCAGGAUGGUUUCCAUGCUCUUAGGUAGUUUGACUUUUAUGUUUCAUAUUGAUCAGGGUUAAGCAACAAGAAUCACAUACAUGAAUGUUGAUCGGAAGCUUGCACAUAAACGCAAUACAGUGUAUAUAUUUUUUCGUAGUUUGCAAAAAAUAUUAUCCUGUUGUGCAUGACCAAUUUUGUAAUUUCCAUCGUGUUUUGUUCCCUGUGCUAGGAUUAUGUUGUAUAUUUUACCCUCGUUUCUUUUACCCUAAACA